This is a messenger RNA of Xyrichtys novacula (pearly razorfish), 81269 nucleotides long. Lineage: Eukaryota; Metazoa; Chordata; Actinopteri; Labriformes; Labridae. The record is from the annotation of a GenBank genome assembly.
AUGCCGCUGAAAGUGUUUCACGCCUACUCUAGACUGCUGAGAUUCGACGACCGCGAGUCGAGACCCGCCAGACGCGCGACCGACAAACUGGCGGCCGUAAGAGAGGUCUGGGACGCGUGGUCCGAGCGGCUGCCGUCCCUCUACAACCCCGGGCCGUAGAUAACGGUGGACGAACAGCUGGUUCCGUUUAGAGGGCGUUGUCCCUUUCGGCAGUAUAUUCCCAGCAAGCCAGCGAAAUACGGGAUCAAGACGUGGGUGGCGUGCGACUCUAAAUCCAGUUACGCUUGGAAGAUGCAAGUGUACACGGGGAAGGCCGCGGACGCGGACGCGGCUGCGGGCCACGGCCCGGAAAAGAACCUGGGCAUGCGGGUCGUGCUCGAUGUCACCGAGGGACUGAGGGAUCGCAACGUCACCUGCGACAAUUUCUUCACCUCUUACGAACUCGGGCAGCAGCUGCUGAAAAGGAACAUGACCAUGGUGGGCACCGUUCGAAAAAACAAGCCGGAGCUCCCCCCGGCCCUUCUCUCGCCGAAGGGAAGAGCGGUGUUCUCGUCGAAAUUCGCCUUCACGUCGACCACCGCCGCGGUCUCUUACGUGCCCAAGAAAAACAAAAACGUGCUGCUGGUUAGCACGAAGCACACGGAGGCCGAAGUCAGCGACCGCCGCGACAGAAAGCCGGUCAUCAUACUGGACUACAACCGCUGCAAAGGAGGUGUCGAUAACCUCGACAAGGUGAUCGGAACCUACAGCUGCAGAAGGCUCGCUGGCCCCUGGUCGUGUUCCACAACAUCCUCGACGUUUCCUCCUACAAUGCCUUUGUGAUAUGGAGAGAACUAAACCCCGAAUGGAUGCCUCAGAAGCGGAACAAGAGAAGGGUGUUCCUAGAGCGGCUGGGAAAGGCGCUGGUGACUCCGUUGAUAGAAAGAAGGGAGCGUCUCCCUCGCACGGAAGCGUCAGCGGCAGUCGUCCGAGUCGUUCGUAGCGCCGCGUCUAGAUCUAGAACUCGCGGUGAGGGCGGGGGCGAGGACGCCGCCGGAGCGGCGUCGGGAGCGGACGGCCCGACCGGGGCGAGGAAGAGGAAGAGGUGUCAGUUUUGCCCGCGGGCGAAGGACAACAAAACUUCUACCGUGUGCAGCGGGUGUAAGAAAUAUAUCUGCAAAAGUUGUUCGCUCCCGUACUGCGCUGAGUGUGCCACUGAGAAUUUGGAGACGGGUUGAUCGCCGACACACGCACACACACACACGCACACACACGCACACACACACACGCACGCACGCACGCACGCACGCACGCACACACCAUGUGUGACCCCUCGAGACGUGGGAUGCGGUCGGUUGAACUGUCCGCAACCGGGGUGACUAGUUUUAGAGGCAGAGAGGCAGCCUGGCAGGACCGCAUCAGAAGAGGAAAUACUUACGACUUUCCAAAGAUGAAAAUGUCACGGGAACUGCCGAAAAGACACGAGAGCAUGAUGAACAGCGAGGACCCGGACAUUGAGGUUGUUGGUGGCGACGUGGGUAAAAAGCUACACUUUAACCCCGUUAGAGCGGCAGUGGCAUUACAGCUGUGCAGAAAGCUCAAGGUAGACUGUAGAAAGAGGUAUAGCAAAUUCACGGAUGUCUGUGAAUUAGGAGCUCCUUGUAAGAACGUGAAGAUUAAAAGCGACGGGAAUUGCUUCUUUAGGGCAGUCAGUGUAGCCGUGAGCGGUACCGAACGCCAUCACGGAAGAAUAAGAGAAGCCGUGGUGAAUCACUUGCAAAGCAAUGAAGCUGCGUACGCCAACAUUCUGAGAAGGGGUUACCUCUCGGUGUCGGACUACGUCGACGCAUCUGAAAUCGGCUCUCUAGGAAGUUGGGCGACAGAGGUUGAGAUUCAAGCGACGGCGGAUUAUUUGGGCGUCGACGUAUUCACGUAUUACACCGACCGUUGGCUUCGGUACAGUUGCGACAGCGUUCGGGUCUCUAAACAGGGGAUUUAUUUAGCGAAUAGCGGCAGCCAUUACGAGACCGUCGUUUGUGUCACAAGUCCUCCGAAGCGGUCUUGUCGCGGCUACUGCAAACUAGGCGUAGUUGCGUCAGACACGUACGAUUGUCUGACCUCAAAUUCUGCCUACGCCGAUUCUGCAUCUCGAUCCGAGAUUGUUUCGCCGUCACCGACAUCGAUUCGUCCGGAUAACACGGUGUCUGUGAAUGACGUCGACUACUGCGAAAAGGCGAGCGAUGAGCGCGAGGAGGGGUCCCGCCGCUCUGACGAGCGUCGAGCUGCGAGGGAUUUUUACCGAGAUGCCGACAGUCCUCGGAGCCGCUACGAGUAUGACAAUUACCGCAGUGAUGCCGCCAAGCUAGACGUCGGAGGACGCUUCGGCGAAGAUGAGGCCUGGGAGAAUAAUCCUGACGAAGAGCGUGACCGCUAUGGAUGGCUAUCAAGGAGACGUGUAGAAAAUUAUAUUAUCGUUGAAAAUAUGGAGCAUCGUCCCUACGGCGAUAGCCUUGUAACUCCGGGCGACGCGGAGGAUACCGCCGAAGCUGAUUUACCGCGUAACAGCGUUGCGGAUUGGCGUGAACUUUUCGACCGCUCUGAUGAGCGUCGAACUCCGAGGGACUGGGAGGGCACGAGUGACCGCGAUGCCGACUUUUACCGAGAUUCUAACAGUCCUUGGAGUCGCCGUGAGUAUGACGAUUACCGCAGUGACGCUGCGGAGCUAGAAGUCGAAGGGCGCUUCGGUGAAGAUGAGGCCUGGAGGAAUACUCCCGACGUAGAGGGCACGAGUGACCGCGAUGCCGACUUUUACCGAGGUUCUAACGGUCCUUGGAGCCGCCGUGAGUAUGACGAUUACCGCAGUGACGCUGCGGAGCUAGAAGUCGAAGGGCGCUUCGGUGAAGAUGAGGCCUGGAGGAACACUCCCGACGUAGAGGGCACGAGUGACCGCGAUGCCAACUUUUACCAAGAUUCUGACGGUCCUCGGAGCCGCCGUCAGUACGACGAUUACCGCAGUGACGCUGCGGAGCUAGAAGUCGAAGGACGCUUCGGUGAAGAUGAGGCCUGGAGGAACGCUCCCGACGAAGAGUACGAUUGUCGCGGCCUGCUAUCGGAAAGACACGUAGAAGGUGACGUUGUUGAAGACGAGGAGUGUUAUCCCUACGGCGAUAGCCUCGGAACUCCAGGUGACGGGGAAGAUACCGGUGAAGCUGAUUUGCCACGUGACGGCUUUAUGGAUCGGUCCGAACUUUUAAACGAUGAGAUCUGUAUCGCGCUGUGGGAUUGCGAGGAAGAAGUUCGAGAGGAGUUUGGCUCGAAUGACCGCUACGCAGCUACCUGCCGCUGGACCGAAUUGGAGGAAUCGUGGAAAUCGUUUGUCGGUUGGCUGGGUGAGCGCUGGUGGGGCUCGGUGUCGGAAGAGUCCGUCAGGACCUUCAUGGAUUCAUCCGAGAGACGUCGCGUCGGGGAUAUCGUCGUCUCGGCGUGCUUCGGUGACACGCCCGGGGGAGUUUGUUCUUUCACAGUGAAGACCGAAAGCGGCCUGCUGCCACUUCCUUUGCUUAUCCGUCGAAGACGCUACGUGUGCGCCGACUUGGCAGAAGGUGAUUUUUCGUGUCCGAUCGACAUAUUGAGAAAGCUGUCCCGUGAAACCUACACACACUUGCUCCCCCGACCCACAACGAUACCUUCCGAUCCCCAGAGCUUUUCUCUUACACGGGUAGUGGAUGAUAUGUGGAGCGUUUUAGAAUUGGUGAAAAGCGGAUGGAGUGACGUUUCCCGACCCCAUCGCAUAAUACAGUAUCUACAAAACAAGGAAGGACCCUCUGUUACGCCAGCGGCGUUAAUUUGCUGCGUAGAUGAUGACAGUCUGGGAUACCUGUUUGAGAUUAUAGACGCCAAGGGGAAGAGUCUGAAAGUAACAUUUGAUAAAUGGGGCUUCACGUUUGGAUCGGGUCUACAUUUCUCCGGACUCACAAGUCUGCUGUCACAUAUCUGUGAGGUCGAUGGAGUACACUUUGUGAUUAACUGUAGAUUCUUGCUCACUGCGAGCGAACCGGAGCGUCCGAUGUAAGACGUGUGUGUGUGUGUGUGUGUGUGUGUGUGUGUGGGGGGGGUGUAAAGAGUUUGCGAACUUGUUUUUUUUUCCUUCAAGUGUUUGUAUGAGCAUGCUUCUAUAGAAAGAUUUAGGAAGAACUGCCGCUGAAAUGUGCCUAAAAAUGCAUUAUUAUUAUUAUUAUUAUUAUAAUUAUUAUCAUUAUUAUUAAAAUGUGAAUUCGUGCUGUAGCUUAUGCUUGCUUACAUAUUCUCGCUUGCUCAAUAAAGAUGCGAAAGCUGGCAAUUUUGCUUCAGAUGAUGACUUUAUUUGCGCGCAUCACACCAUAGAUUACAACACAACAUUGUUUUAUGGCUAAAAGUCAUAAUAGUAGCUGUACCAAUCCUCAAAGGACAUCUCGUCAUUCAUCAUUAAAAUUCAACUUUGUCCUUCUGAUCAAAACAUCAUUGCUCAACAGUGUGGUAUCGGCUAGAGAUAUCAGGUCAUCUCUCGCCUCCCCUCCGUCUGCUCAUUAUUAUUAUUAUUAUUAUUAUUAUUAUUAUUAUUAUUAUUAUUAAUUUGUUAAUUUUAUUAUUAUUAUUAUUAUUAUUAUUAUUAUUAUUAUUAUUAUCAUUAUUAUUAUUACUAUAUGUGUGUGAGUAUAUAUUUCCACAUUGGGGACAGUGUGACCCCUAAGACGUGGGAUGCAGGUUUUUUUUUUUUUACUGUGUGAGGACUACAGGACUUUUCACCGGGUCAAAAAGACCCCAGUCAUCACUGGGUCAAAAAGACCCCAGUCAGUACCCCAGUCAGUGUGACCCCUGAGACGUGGGAUGCAGGUUUAUUUUUUUAUUUAUUUUUAUUUUUAUUUUUUUUUUACUGUGUGAGGACUACAGGACCUUUCACUGGGUCAAAAAGACCCCAGUCAGUGCGGACUGGGACAGUGUGACCCUUGAGACAUGGGAUGUAGGUCUUAACUUGAGGACAACAGGAGGGAUAAGGCAAUCCACCAGAAAUAUGCCUGACAGAAGUUCAGUCUCUUAUUGUAAGAAAAUAUUCUGGAUGUUAUUGACUCAAAGUAAUGCAGUUAGCGAGUUUGACUCUUUCUACGUGUUUACAUGAAGAGUAUAUAUAUUCUGUGUGUACAGCUGAUGACCCAUACUCUGAAGGAAUUUAAGGAAGACUGUUUGGCCAGUUGACUUUCUCAAAGUUUGUGAAAAGCAGUUCAGGCUUAGCUUGGAAACAGUACCAUGUAAUGUGCAGCACCCUAAAAAGCAUAAAUAAGUGAACUAAGUAACCCUCCCACCCUCACCCACCCCCCUCCUUAUUAUGGCUAGUGGUGGCUCUGGCAUGGCUCUGCCCCUAAGCUCAUUCCAGAGCUUAGGGGCAGCAGCGGCAAAUGCUCUGUCCCCUCUGAGCUUCAGCCUUGUACUGGGGACGGUCAGUAAAAGCUGAUCAGCUGAUCUUAGGGGUCGGGGUGGGCAAUAAGGCUGUAGCAUCUCCGAAAUAUAGGGUGGAGCAAGGUUGUUCAGGCCCUUAAAAACAAAUGCUAAAAGCUUAAAAUGAAUUCUGUACUGAACAGGGAGCCAGUGUAAGGACGCCAGGAUGGGGGUGAUGUGCUCACGCCUGCGGGUCUGUGUCAGGAGACGUGCAGCAGAGUUCUGCAUAAGAUGCAGGCGGGCAAGGGAAGCCUGGCUAAUCCCUACGUACAAGGAGUUGCAGUAAUCAAGACGGGUAGUGAUAAAAGCAUGGAUUAAUUUUUCCAGGUCAGGUCUUGAUAAAAUGGGCUUCACCUUCGCUAUUUGGCGUAGCUGAUAAAAACUUUUUUGUACCACCCCGCUGAUCUGCUUGUCAAAUUUAAAAUCAGGGUCAAAUUUAACUCCCAGAUUAGUGACGACCUCUUUAAGGUACGGUGAGAGGGAGCCUAGGUCGAAAACCCUUAAAACAGGCAGAAAAAAGAGAAAACUAAAAAAAAGAAAAAGAAGAGUAUUUCUGAAAACAAAAAAAAAAUAACAACAAAAAAACACCCUAAGAAAACUAAAAAACAAAAAAGAAAUAUUUCUGAUUCUUGGGGUUAAGAAAGCCUGAGAAGUGGAAGAAGUAACUUCCCCAAAGUAAGGAAGUACUUAAAAAAAAAAAAAACUCUUCAAAAAGAAAUCUCCAAAAACAAAAAUAAAUUAAGACAACUGAUGAAAAAACAAAAAAGAAAAAAAAAACAUCAACAUGGGAAAAAAAAAAUAAUAAUAAAAAAAAAAAAACUACUGGAAAGAAAAUUAAAAAACAACAAACAAAAGCACCCAUAACCCGGUGUUUUUCACACAAAAAAUAAAAUAAACCUUGCGGUUUUCCGUCCCAUGGGAGGGUUUUUAUCCCCCUCCUCGAGCUACCACCUUACCGUGGUGGAGGGGUUUGUGUGUCCCAAUGAGAGUUAAUUCUGAUUUACUCUUGCUGUUGUCAAAAAGUGCUAAAAUUUCUCUGAAUUUCGCAUGUUAAGUAGGCCCAUGUCAGUUUUAAUCCUUGCAGGACUCUUGUUUUCACUUUUCAUCAGCAGAGGAAAAGCUUUUGGAUAACUGAUUAAUAUAGAGUUCAGGGGAAAGUAUAUCUGCAAUGUAUAAUCAAUAAUGACUUUAUCUUCAUGAGUAAAUAUGAUUUGUACAUUUAAAGAGAACUAUUUUUUAAUUUUGGUUCAACAAUGGACAGAAGUAGACAGGCAAGAUGGCGUCUGUAAAGUUCAGUUUAACAGCUGGUGUGUCAUACUAAGUUUUCUUAUUUAACCCAUCAAUACAUAUCAAUUCAUAAAGCAUCUAUUACAAAAACAGCUCAAAUCAAUGUGGGUUAACAGCAGGUUUGAAAAAUACAUGAUUGUUAUAGGGUGUGCUUUUUUUUACAUUUAAAUGUGAAAAAUUCAAAUGUAAACAAACAACAAGAGAAUAUGGCAUCAAAGGAACAAUUCCGUGAUGACAUCAUUAUGACAUCAUCACGGCUUUCAUCUCGUGUUACUAACUGGAAGUAGAGAAGCUGUCCAGGGUAUCGUUUGAACCUUUCAGCGAGUAGCUACACUUAAAGAAAGAGACAAUCGAAAUCUUCAAAGAGAAACAUAGACCUACUGGUAAAAACGUGGAAGAAAGCGAAAAGCAAAGAUGGAAAACAUGUCCGAGGAAACCCACGGCGAAAUGACGGAUCCACAGCACGUCCACCUAAGGUAAGGAGAAAAAAAACGGUUCAAGGGGUCCCUGUGUGAAGGUGUUUCUAUAAAACCGCGCCUCAACCUUUUUCUUUCUGCUCCUUUUCAUUCACAUGAAAAUUUUUCCUUGUUUGUAUUGAAUGUGUCAUAUACUAACAGACUGAAAUAAAGUAUGUACACAGCGCCCUAACUUUAUUGAAAUGAAGUCAUGUGUUUGGAGGUUAAGGCUCUGUUUGUGUAGAUACCAACAGUUUGGGUCGGGUCAGAACUGCUGACAUUCAUACAGCUCAUUCAGACGACUCAGAGAAUGAGAGUAUUUGGAAUUUUCCAAUAUUUAUCAUGUCUCAGAUUUGUGCACAUCAGUUUGUGAAUGACAGAUAUUGUAUAGAAAGACUUAGCUUUCAGACCCUUUACAACAAGAUCUUCAGUGCUUCUCAUCUUUUUCUUUUAGCUUCCCAUCUGAAAGCUCUGUGGAGGAAAUGGCUCAAGACAGACCAGAUCAAGAUGAGACAGAGAAAACGGAGAUUGAUAACAGCAUCAUACAGAGACUUCAAGACAGACCAGAUCAAGAUGAGACAGAGAAAACGGAGAUUGAUAACCGCAUCAUACAGAGACUUCAAUCUGGCUGGAUAGGCACUCUUCAUGUCGUUUUCCUGGUGCUGCUUUUAGUCCUAAUCACUGUCAUUGUUGGCCUGAGCAUCAAUGUUAAGCAGUUACAGAAAGAAAGGAGUCAGCUGAGACAGCUUCUAGAAUCAACACACAUGGGACUGAACCACACCAUGGAAGUAAAUCAAAAAGUGAGCCAGAGUCUGAACUUCACCGUGGAAGAAAAUCAAAAACUGAGGCUGAGUCUGAACUACACCAUGGAAGAGAAUCUGAACCUGAGCCUGAGUCUGAACAACACCAUGGAAGAAAAUCAGAAAUUGAGCAGAAGACUAAACUACACCAUGGAAGAAAAUCAGAAAUUGAGCCUGAGUCUGAACUACACCAUGGAAGAUAAUCUGAACCUGAGCCUGAGUCUGAACAACACCAUGGAAGAAAAUCAGAAAUUGAGCAGAAGACUAAACUACACCAUGGAAGAUAAUCAGAAAUUGAGCCUGAGUCUGAACUACACCAUGGAAGAUAAUCUGAAACUGAGCCGAAGACUCAACCACACCAAGGAAGAAAAUCAAAAACUGAGCCUGAGUCUGAGCUACUCUAUGGAAGAAAAUCAGAGACUGAGCCGAAGACUAAACCACACCAUGGAAGUAAAUCAAAAAGUGAGCCAGAGUCUGAACUUCACCGUGGAAGAAAAUCAAAAACUGAGGCUGAGUCUGAUCUACACCAUGGAGGAGAAUCUGAACCUGAGCCUGAGUCUGAACAACACCAUGGAAGAAAAUCAAAAACUGAGCCUGAGUCUGAGCUACUCCAUGGAAGAAAAUCAGAGACUGAGCCGAAGACUAAACCACACCAUGGCAGAAAAGUCACAGCUUCAAGUGCAGAUUGAGGAGAUGAAAAUCAUAUUGAAUUCUACUAUGGAAAACCGUGACUCUUUCAGAAAAGACAAAAUCAAAUAUCAACAGCUUUUGAUCAAUGAAAGGCAGACCUCAACUCAACUAAAAGCUGAAAAUCAACGUCAACAAUCAAUUCUGAUGUCGGAGAAACUAUCUUUCCUCUGGAGAUUCUGUGAUAAAGGCACCCUGCAAUGUUCACGCUGCCUUCCUGGUUGGGCCGAGCACGCCACACGCUGCUUCCAUUUGGCAUCACAACCAAUGAAGUGGGAAGAUGCUCGUAGGGAGUGUUUGAAUGAAGGUGCUGACCUGGCUGUUGUCUUGAAUGCUGCAGACCAGGCAUUUCUGACCAACAUGACUUUCCAGUUUACACAGCAGCAUCCAAAUGUACUGUUCCAUUCAGCAUGGAUCGGGUUGCAGGACAUGGUGCAGGAUAACAGAUUUGUGUGGGUAAAUGGUAUCAAGUCCAAGUCAGAUUUGAAGUUCUGGAUGCCUGGAGAGCCAAACAAUGCUGCGGCUCAAUGGGACAAAGACCGUGCAGGACAGGACUGUGUUGUCAUUGUCCCUCCAAAGACUGUUGGACAGAAAGGCUGGCUGAACUCCUGGGAUGAUAUUGUCUGUCGAGGCCAGCGGCACUACAUUUGUGAAACCAAAGCUCUUAUUUUGUCUGGAGUGAAAACUGAGGAAUGAUGAGUUUAUAACAAUUUAGAAUAAGUAUGAAUUAAUGUGAAAUAAAUGUUCUUUAUUUUGAUAAUGAUAUGGUAUUAUUAUUUGGAUUUUAAUGUGGCCUAUAUAAUAGACUGUUUUUUGUUCUUUUUUUAGUCAUCUCUAUCUAUCUAUCUAUCUAUCUAUCUAUCUAUCUAUCUAUCUAUCUAUCUAUCUAUCUAUCUAUCUAUCUAUCUAUCUAUCUAUCACAGAAUGGAGAUGACAUGGAUUAAGGUGAAGUCAGUUGCAAGUUCAACAUUUGUUAAAAAAAAAAAAAGAACAAUAUGACUGGAAUGAGCGUUUAAUCAAAUAAAUGUGAACAGAAACAUUUUUAGGGCAGAAAAACAUCAUCACGAGACUUUUGGAUUUCUGUCCUGCAGUUAUGGAAGAAUAUGAGGUAACACCGGGAAAUAAACCUCUGUUCAUCCCAUGGUGGAGAAAUUUAUAUUAAUUUAUAUAAUAAGGCAUUGUUAUGGAUUUAAGACAGCUAUUUUUGUCAGAAUUGAUAUUGAAUGGUAGCAGAGUACAGGAACAAUAGAAACCUUGUCAUAUUGAAAAGUGUUUGCAGUUAUUUGGGACAGGUAAAAAUGUGUGAUCUUUCAAAACACAAACUCAUUUUUUAGCGAAGAGAGGGUCAUACUUUUUGCUCUUUUGAAAAGGACUGAAUCCAAUUUGAACUCCUUAGCUGGCAGGCUGACACUACUCUGGCCUUCCAAGGGAGGGCAGCAUCUCCCCUUCAGCUGUUUCAUCACAGCUGUAGUUAUUCACAUUUCCACCAUUUGACUUUCAGUUUCGCUCAACACAACGUUUUCAGCAAAAAUAAAAAAUAAAAAAAGAGGGCAUAUAUUCUUACUCUACACUCAUAGAUAGUAUAUAUAUAUAUAGGCCUACAGUCUAUGGCAGUGGUUCUCAACUGGUUUCACUCUGGGACCCACACUUUUUUAUGGUCCUUAUGUGGCAACCCACUUUUAUAAAAUUCAAACCAGGCAAAUUUAUUUUUUAUAAAAAACGAACCUUUACAGACUCAAAUCUUUGACAUAAAUACUCCUAUUUUGUUGAAUAAAGUGCAUUUCAGAGCACAUGAACUGAGGGCGACAACUACUUAAGUUUCGUAUACAGAAAAUAUCAAAUAUCAAAUUGCACACAAUGGAGACAAGCAAAAUGAAAUAUUUGACUUAUUUGCAUCUCUGCGUUCAGAGCAUAUUCAGAAGAACACGAGGAGGACCGAGCAACAGCAUUGACAAAAGUGAAUAAAUAUCAAAUUGCACAAAAUAAAGACCAUGAAAAACAUGUAAUUUUACUGCAUUCAGGCCACAUUAAUAAGAAACCGAGGAGGACCAUGACAUGAUGCGUGCCUUUCAAAAUAAGCUAUUUUUCAAAAUAAAAAAACAUGUCAAACAUCAGAUGCGUAUUAAAUAUUUACUUUUUUGAUCAGCUGUUCACGACCCAUCCAGAACGUGUCUGGGACCCACUUUUGGGUCGGGACCCACCAGUUGAGAACCACUGUUCUAUGGUUACGCCACACAAUCUCAUUCAGUUUACAGUACAUGCUGAAGUCCCGCCCAUACCGGAACAGGAUUGGUCCCCUCUGCUGUUGGCGCUUCCCAUCAGCUUCUAUGAUUGGAUAUAUUCAUUUUGGACGGCGGCUGUUACGUCAUUAUUUCCAACCGUGUAAGGUGUUAAAUUUCAAAUCUACUCAUUGUGGCUGGAGCAUGGUGCUGGUGCAGGUAAUGCUCUGUCAUUUCACUGAAAAAUGCGAGAUUGUUCUCCUAAAUAAACACGAACCAACCAAAGAAAAGGAAAGAACCACCACACGAAGCAUUGCGACUUAAUCAUCAGGCAGGUUGAAUUUUACACCCCUCUCACCCCCUAAAUAAGAGACCAUAUUCAUCUGCUGUUUCGUCUCCUUUAAUCGCUUUUCAUCAGGAUGUCGGUACUCUCGUUAGUGCUACUGCUGCUAUACCCACAUACAGCAACUGUCUCAAAUGGUUUGUUUUGAUUUUCCUUUCUGUUCAGAACUUCGCCUAUUUAUUUGUAUAACUUUUAUUUUUUGCUGUGUUUUGUUUGCACCUGAUAGGAAUGCCUCCCAUUUCAUUGUACAUUUACAAUAACAAUAUCAAGAUAUUCUACCCUAGUGUAUUCUAUUUGACCUGGCACUAGACCUCUUAUUUUGUCGACUUUCAGUUUCCGUUCCCCACUCCAUUACCCACGCAGAAAGUGUUUCCUCUGCCCGACCUUUCUCCUACAGGUGGCGAUCACUUCAAGCUGAUCAUCCAGACUUUUUAAAUUAAUAUUUCUUUUCCCCCUUUCUUUCUUGCUACUGAAAACUCCAAUAAAUCUGACAAUUACUCUGAGGAGAGGAUCUGGGUUUCAGGGUGGAGAAUACACCGGUUGCAGGACAGUGCGCGAGACGGUGAAGCAUGGGCUGGAAAUGUCAAAUUUAUUGCGGUUUACAAAAGCUCUACAACAUCCGGUUUAGCUGUCAAUAUAAACCUGGGAUAAUAAAGGUUUGGGGGGAAACGCAAAUAUCAUUUCCAGAGUAACAUGUGGUCAUAGGUUUACACAGGUUCAAGUAUAUAUCUUGAACUUUUUAAAGAUAAGUCUAUCUAUCUAUCUAUCUAUCUAUCUAUCUAUCUAUCUAUCUAUCUAUCUAUCUAUCUCUUAAACUUUUCUAAAGAUCCAUAUUCAUGUCCUGUGCACAGCAUUAUCAGUCCUUGUAGCUUGCAGGUGAUGGUAGGAGCCACAGAGGGGACUGAAUACCUCCUUUUUUCAACCCUGGUACCAUCCUUUAAGCCUUUUAACAACAACAAUAAUAGUAAUAAUAAUAAUAAUAAUAAUAAUAAUAAACUUUAUUUGUAUGGCACUUUUCUUGAACAGUUGUCACAAAGUGCUUUAUAGUCAUCAAAAUAAAAAGGGUCAGACAACAAGACAUAAACCUUAACAAAAAGUACACUUGCAGCCAAAGUCCCGGGGCCUAUUCUACGAAGCAGGAUUACUGCUUAGCAAGGUAACUUCGAGGGUAAGUUCGGGGUUUCCUGUUCUACGACACGGGUUCACUUCUUAGCGAGGUGAGUCUCCAUGGCAACGUACGCUGAACGGCUAACCUGCUCUGGGGCAGGUUAGGUUCCAGAUUGAACUCACCGAGUAUAAAAACCCCACCCACUGACCAAUGAGCUCUCUCAAAAAAUGGCUUGUCUGUUCUUGGAGGAUCCUAUAGACCUUGGUGCUGGCAUUGUUCGAGGAGCACUCCGGCGUGCGAGAGUUUUCAGGGACUGCAUGGACCCACUUACUUUUCUGGAUGACCACCUUUAUGAAAGGCUCAAAAAAUGUAAACAUGAUAGGAAUGAACAAAUGAAUGAAUUCAUCUUGGAAAUAAAUUAGACAUGUCUGGUGCAUGUUAAAAGCGCAUGUUGAACAGUGCUAUUUCAGGGUUAUAAUGGCAUCAAAGAUUUUUUGCGCAUUAUAUUUACGCAUUGAGACUGUCUGCAAUUUUCUGCGGUCUUUCGCUCUCUAGCCGGCUCUGACGCUCCAGACUGGUCCAUGUUCGCGAUCGGUCCGAUGCGACGGGCUCUGCCUUACCUGCGUGCACGCGCUCAUAGCAAAGCUGGAUCCACUUACGAGGUUGAUAACCAGUGUCGUAAGACCGUUUAGCGAGACCGCUGGCUACCGCGUUAAGUUCAGCGAGGUAGCUCCAAGGCUACCUCGCUAGGUCAAACUUGCUUCGUAGAACAGGCCCCUGGUCAUACCAAAGCGAUUGUAAACAAAUGGGUUUUCAACAGCUUUUUGAAAAUAUACACAGUGUCCACAAGUUCCCUUUUAGAGCUAAAACUAAUCUACAAAAGCUUUUUAUAGGCCCUAAAGAGGAAUAAUGUACUACCUUCCCAAAAAUUUACUUUGGAAUAUGAUGCAGAGAAAAUAUACUUCUUGGAUUGACCUACUUCCCAUUCCUUCCUCUCUUGAUGUUGUAAGUGGACUGGUUGUUAUUCUUAUACAUAAUAUACUCUUACCGUGAGGCUUUGUGUAUCAUUACUGAACAAAUGCACAUUGUAUCCUCCUUAUUGAAUGAUUAUUGAUUUAAUCUAAGUUUUUUUUUUUUUUUCCUUUGCUUACAAGUGAUUUAACGAGAAGGCCAAAGCUGUCUCUCUUCCUCCUCAGCAACCACCUUCCUCUUCAUUAAAGGGUCUAUAGGUCUCUUUGGUGGUAUUUUUGUAAAGAUGCUGUUAUUUCAAACUAGCAUGCUUUGUAUCCAAUGUUUUAUUCUGUGUUGUUCUAGAUGAAAUGAGGAUUUGCAGUAAAUGGACACGAAGAGAGCUCCACAGGCUACUGUCUGCUGCUGACUGGAUUUAAAAGCAUCUGUGCAGUGGAUCGUGUAGCAUCCUGAUGAAGUUAUUCAGCUCUUCUGUUGAAUCACCUCCUUUUCUGUCGUGAAUUCACAUGAAAUGUCUUCCAUAUGGAUUUCAUUUUCAGUACAGGACUUUCUUGCACAGACCAGCCCACUUUAGUCCACAACCUUUUAGAAUGUUAUGGUAUAUAAAUCUGAAACAGAGCACUAUAUUUCCACAAUUUUGUUUUGUUUUAGUGUAAUUUAUCAAAAAUCACAUUCACACGACAAUUACGGGUACAAGUUUACAGCUAUCAUUUUACAAAUGUAAGAACAUCACACAUUUGUCUUACUAAAAAAAUGUGAAAACCCAUGACAAGUCAUUAUUGGGAAAAUGUAAAUGAAGACUUAGAGAUCCUUGGUCAUACACAUAGACUGUAUAUAUUAUGGACAACUUGGUUCCGCCUCCCGCCAGUAUACGGAUUUGAAGCCAAAAAGCUCUCGGUAAUUCCACAUUUUUUUCUCCACUUCCUGAAACCAACAUUGCACAGUAGUGUUGUACGCACUCCACCACUUGCGCAGUAGUGUUGUACGCAUUCGGCGGGAGAGUCACCGAGAGUGGCUGUGAUGACGCUCGGCUCAAACAGCGUAUCCCCACAGGUGUAUCUUCGUACACCCAUAGGCUGUAUCAAGUGACAAUCAUAGAAAACAUGAACCCCCUAAAAACGUCUAAAAAUGGAGCUGCACAGAAAAAGUACAGUAACUACAUCACAACCAGGGGGAGAAAUAUUUGUGUUCUGUGGAAUAAAUUUCUAAAGUUUGUCCACAGCUUCAUAUGGAUUGCUGGAGGAGGCGGGAUUUAUGACCUAUACUGCAGCCCGUUACUAGCGGGUGCUGUUUUCGGAACGGCUUCACCCAGCGAGGAGGCAGAUGCUGUCCAUUCUUUAUACAGUCUAUGGUCAUACAUUAUGUCAUUCAAACUCUCUUGUUUUGUUUUAUUUAUUCAAGUAUCACGAGGUCAGACCAUUUUUACUGUACAGUGCUGUAUCAUUAAAUUAUCUGACAUAUUUCAUACAGCUUACUGUAGCUUCUCUUUCUCACAUCCAGACUAACCCCUCUGGACUUCUGUGCUGAGUUGUGGCGCUCUCUCACACUGUAAAAGUCAACAGCUUUUAUUUUGAAGAGCCUCUUUCCGGUUCUUGUGUCGCUGGCUCCGCCUUUGGUUGGCUUUAUAAAGCAGCGAUGUCUCAUGGCAGAUCAGCGGCCAGCCCUGAAAGUCGGAGCGGCGAGAAAAGUACGCGGUGCUCUUUGUUACUGUAAAACUGGUUCCACCUCCGCGACGUCGUUAACAUGAGAAAGAAACUUCUUCACUGACCGCCGGGAAGUGAAAUUUUGGCGAAGGGUCAGUUGUGCCGUUCCCUUCCUGGAACUUCAGCCAGUCCAGCAGCCGUUCAGCUCCGACCACACCCUCCCUGCUUCCUCAUACUGCAGCGGGAGCGCGCAGCACGACUUUGAAUCCCCGGGAAUAACGGCCCUUUCCUCGGCUACCUUUGGGAUUUCAUGUUCGGGGAACUAGACGAAACAUGUGAGUUGACUGUCCAAAGACUUUUGAGCGGUUAUGGCGCUGAAAAGCAAGUGUCAGCAGGGGCUAUGCGGGGCUUCACAUUCUCUGGUCCCGUGUCAAGACGCCUAGAGGAAGAGGAGGAGGAGGAGGAGGGCGGACAGAAGGACGAUGCAUAUGGAGUCCAAGCGACUGCAGCAUUCGCUAGCUUCCAACCCGGGGCUGUGUUUGAAAAAGAAGAGGUUAAAAGUGGAUGGAGGAGUUUGUGCUGUUGGAAAGUCGGGCUCCCGGUCUUUAACUCUGGGGGACUCAUGAAACGAUGGUGCUGAAGGGAAACACGGGUGGUGCCCCGUUUGUACCCAGCAUGAGAAUACCAGGCCGGUCAAAGUCAUUGGAAGCAAGUCGGACAAGACGUCGGUGCUUUUUCAGGCUGCUUACCCUGUCAAGAGUGGACCUAAAAUGACAUCCUAUUUAUUAAUGUAAAGAAAAAAAAAGAGCGAAGAAUCGAUCAAGCUAAUGUUGAGGGAUGUUUUUCUCUGCUAAAAAAAGACCCAAAGAAAAGACAUCUAGUGUUAAAUAGCAGGAAAGGAUCAGCAGAUGUCAUAAAUCAGGAAUGUGAUCUCCUUUAUGAAAAGAAAUGCAGCUUUUGACUUUGAACAGCUCUCAGUCUGCACUUUGCCUGUUUGGAGGCACCCUGGCACUGCAUUUGGUGUGAUUUCUUCUUAAAGUUCACAGCCUGUGAAGUUUUUUUCUGUUUGACCAAAACUGGGACUGGGAUUAGAUUAACCACAUCUGUAUUUUGCUGGCAUUUAUGUUCAUCUAAAGAGAUAAGAGCAUUUUAUACUGAUAAUUUUAACCCUUGUGCUGCCCUUCAGGGUCAAAAAGACCCAGUCAGUAUACCCUCGCCCUAUUGGGGUGAAUUUAGCCUCCAGUCAGCGUGGACUAAGAUAACCCAUGACUCCUGAUUGUUUUACCCCGCCUGGGUCGAAUAGACCCCAGUCAAGUAUGGAUUUGAGAAUCGUAAACUCGCGCCCCUGCCCUCGGCAGGGUCAAAUAUACCCCACCGUGGUGUACAUAGCCUUUUUUUUUUUUUUUUCAUUUAUUUAUUUAUUUAUUUAUUUUUACUCAUUUGAACUCAUGACUCCUGACGUUCCAGCGCGCAUCUCAAACAGCAUAAACCCCUGGACCCGAUUCUCGCUCAUCCAGUCAAGUAUCCUGUGGUGGUGGCGGCGUUGAGGACCCCCUGUAUUUUACAGCGUGAGGACUGUAAAAAAAAAAAAACAUAAAGCUCUAGGUUUUACUUUCAAGGCUACACUACAUAUAGAGACUAAGAAAACUUGGAAACUUGGAGGACUGGAAAAAAAAUAAAUAAAUAAAAUAAUUUUUAGGAAAGGAUGUCGGUAUCAACAAAAGUUCCAUCUCAAGAGUUGAGUAGAAUAGAGUGAAAACUGUAUUCAUCACGGCAGGGAAACUUAGAGAGUGUCAGAGAGCUUGCAAAUACAGAUAACAACAGCCGCACUACCUAAUUCAUAUAAAUGAGCACAACCUAUCACAAAAUAAAGGCAGUACAGUGAAAAGGCAAGGGGAAUUUGUUUUUACACACGCUUUUGUCUCAGAGAGUUUCACAUAGCAUUAUAAUGCCAACAUCAUCUGCCCUUAGACCCUCACGUCAACUGAGGAAAAAUGGAGAAAUAAGACAAAAAAAAAUUGGAGAAACCUCAGGGUGAGCAACACAGGAGAGAUCCCCUCACCCAGGACGGGGCAGACCUGCAACAGAGGUUCUAUACAGACAAAAACAAACAAACAAAAAAAAAACGGGUUUACUACACAUAAUGUGCCGAACACGACAUUCCAUUGUUGCCUAACAGGAAAACAGAAAAGUUUUCUCAAAAGUGUUGAACACCGACAAAAAGGACCGUAGAGGAGAGACUACAGUACAGUAAGUAUUCUAUAUGUAUCUAUCUAUCUAUCUAUCUAUCUAUCUAUGUAAAGACAUGAAUAUAUUUGCAUUUUUCGUGACUCGUGCGCCCUGAGAGUGGCAGCAAGUCACAGCAGCUCCUCACAGAGUUCGCGUUUUUGCCUUCUUAUUGUUGUUUUUUUGCACCUCAUUUAUACCCUUAUUGUUAUAACUGCAUGUUUGCACUUUUUGUCUUGUCUGUGAUGCUGCUGUGACAAAAAAAAUUUCCCCAUGGGGGGAUCAAUAAAGGAAUAUUCUAUUCUAUUCUAUUUGUGUUUGUUCAUCUUCUCACUCUGUGUGCUUUUAAAGCAAGGGAAUGGCUGUGAUAGCUCCAACAAAACAAUGUGAACGCGUAGUAGUGUAGGGUAUUGUGAAUUCCUAGAACGACAAAAUCUGUUCGGAUUUUGGACAAAACCUGUUCGGAUUUUAGAUCAACUCAGAAAUCCAGUCAAACAAUAAAGUUUCUCUCUCUCUCUCUCUCUCUCUCUCUCUCUCUCUCUCUCUCUCUCUCUCUCCCUCCCCCCUCUCUCAACAUGCGGUAACUGGCUCUCUCUUUCCCUUCACAGUCGCGCUGCAUUUCACAGGGCCGCUUCAUUCCGUUAUUGCCUAGGAGGACAGAAAACAGAAAAGUUUUUCUCAAAAGUGUUGCAGACCGACAACCGGGACCGUAGAGGACAGACCAGAGAACAGUAAGUGUUCUAUAUCUAUCUGUCCCCCGCUCCAGGAUUUGGCCUCUGACGCGCCGCACGUCGACGGAGAGGAGCAGGAAAGUGCGCUCUACCCCCGGUCACGUCGUCUCUCAGCCUACGCGUCCGUUCUUCUCGUCAGCUGAGCCGGCGACGGCAUGGGGACGGAAAGGACGGACCCGUGGUUCUGAGACGACGCGUCCCCCGCUCCAGGAUUCGGCCUCUGACGCGCCGCACGUCGACGGAGAGGAGCAGGAAAGUGCGCCUCCGCGGCUACGGUCCAAGACCGUCCCGAGGAGGGGAAAGCGCCGAAGGCGAGUUUGGAAAAAGGGAAAAACGCGGGACGGAGGAUUCGUCUGCGAGUCGACGUGCUGAGAAACCCCCGACGCUCUCCUGUUCCCGUUCCGGCCGGCUACCGCCGCGAAGACGUUCUCGACGAGGGAGAAAAGGGCGCGCGACUGCGGCCGAACGUGUGGCGCGCGGAUGGAGACGGAUGGAGGACGCCUGGGCUUUAGAGGUAAGAUGUGUGUGACCUGUGCGCGUGUGUUUUCUACACUGCCUGUGUAUUCUACACUGCCUGUGUAUUCUUUUUUUGUUUGUUUGUUUGUCCCCGCUCCUCGUGUUCGGCCUCUGACCCGCCGCGAGUCGACGGAGAGGAGCAGGAAAGUGCGCUCUCCCCCUUCCCCGGGGGCGUCCGGCCUCCGAGGGCGGCCUCCGCGGCUACGGUCCAAGACCGUCCCGAGGAGGGGAAAACGCCGAAGGUGAGUUUGAAAAACGGAAAAACGCGGGACGGAGGAUUCGUCUGCGAAUCGACAAGAAAACCCCGACGCUCUCCUGUUCCCGUUCCGGCCGGCCUCCGCGGCUACCGCCGCGAAGACGUUCUCGACGCGGGAGAAAAGGCGCGCGACUGCGGCUGAGCGUGUGGCGCGCAUCCUGUGAGGAACGGACGGAGAGAGAGAGGGAAAGAAAGAAAGAAAGAGACAAAGGUUUCAAAGAUUUUUUUUUUAUUUUAUUUUCAUUUCUAAGAGCAGAAAAUACUGUAAAGAUGUCUCAACGCCAACAGAAAGAAAGUGUUUGUACAUAAAAAGUGUUUUCAAAUGAAAAAAAAAUUAUAUAUAUAUAUAUAUAUAUAUAUAUAUAUUUAAACAUUAUUUUAUUUAUUUAUUUAUUUUUAAAAAACUACACCUUGCUUCAUCAUACAGUGUUGUUUUUUUUUCUUUCCUCACUGCAGUGUCCCAGAAUGGUGAGGCUUAGCGAAGAGGACAACGCCUGGGCUCCAGAGGCACGAGUCGGCACCCCACCGUAGGGAGUGAAACCACUGUAUCACUCGGUCAGUUGUAAAACACAAAAGUUUGAAUUGUAUAAUCGGCAGAGGUUGGAGAGCGUCGGAGUUGUCGUGUCGUCUCUAAGCCAACGUGUCUGUUCUUCUCUUCCACUGAACCGGUUGCGUUUUACUUUGCACAUUUCAGUCAGGAAGGUGAGCGGCUGGUUCGGAGUUAGAGAAGAACGAAUUCGUGGUUCUGAGAUGACGUGUCCCCGCUCCUCAUAUUUAGUCCUCUGACACAAAGACAUCACAAAAUGUGGACUCGAUAUCACUGACUGUGCUGACUCUGUGUGUGAGUGUGUGUGUGAGUGUGUGUGUGUGAGUGUGUGUGUGUGUGUGUGUGUGCGUGUGUGUGUGUGUGUGUGUGUGUGUGUGUUCCGCACUGCCUGUGCGAGUUUCUCUUUUUGGUUUUACAGCGCUCUCUGCAUGACCGGCCAUUCUGUGAGGGAAGAAGAGAGAAAGACACACGAAGUUUCUCCAGAUUUUAUUUUUCAAUUCUAAGAGCAGAAAAUAUUGCGAAGACGUCUGAACACCAAAAGAAAGAAAGUGUUUGUACAUAAAAAGUGCUUUACAAAUACAUUUUUUUUUUUAAAAGCACGCCUGUCCAAGGCUCGGUGAGGUUUAGGGAAGAGGACAACGCCUGGGCUCCAGAGGCACGAGUCGGCAUCCCACAUGCCGUCGUCGCCGUUACCGCCGUCGACCGGCCCACCCGGACCGACUGAAUAUUCUCUCGUCCACGCCCGCGACAUCGCCUCCGCUUUUUUCAUGUUCGUCACCCCGUCGAUAGAACGCAUCAUCUUGGAGAUGACUAAUUUGGAGGGAUGACGGAAAAUCGGAGACGGCUGGAAACGCAUGGAUGCCGUCGACCUUCGCGCCUACAUGGGGCUGCUGCUUUUAGCCGGCGUCUACAGGUCCCGAGGCGAGGCGACCGCCAGCUUGUGGGACGCUGAGAGCGGACGGUCCAUCUUCCGCGCCACGAUGCCGCUGAAAGUGUUUCACGCCUACUCUAGACUGCUGAGAUUCGACGACCGCGAGUCGAGACCCGCCAGAACCUGGGCAUGCGGGUCGUGCUCGAUGUCACCGAGGGACUGAGGGAUUGCAACGUCACCUGCGACAAUUUCUUCACCUCUUACGAACUCGGGCAGCAGCUGCUGAAAAGGAACAUGACCAUGGUGGGCACCGUUCGAAAAAACAAGCCGGAGCUCCCCCGGCCCUUCUCUCGCCGAAGGGAAGAGCGGUGUUCUCGUCGAAAUUCGCCUUCACGUCGACCACUGCCGCGGUCUCUUACGUGCCCAAGAAAAACAAAAACGUGCUGCUGGUUAGCACGAAGCACACGGAGGCCGAAGUCAGCGACCGCCGCGACAGAAAGCCGGUCAUCAUACUGGACUACAACCGCUGCAAAGGAGGUGUCGAUAACCUCGACAAGGUGAUCGGAACCUACAGCUGCAGAAGGAUGACGGCUCGCUGGCCCCUGGUCGUGUUCCACAACAUCCUCGACGUUUCCUCCUACAAUGCCUUUGUGAUAUGGAGAGAACUAAACCCCGAAUGGAUGCCUCAGAAGCGGAACAAGAGAAGGGUGUUCCUAGAGCGGCUGGGAAAGGCGCUGGUGACUCCGUUGAUAGAAAGAAGGGAGCGUCUCCCUCGCACGGAAGCGUCAGCGGAAGUCGUCCGAGUCGUUCGUAGCGCCGCGUCUAGAUCUAGAACUUGCGGUGAGGGGCGAGGGCGAGGGCGAGGACGCCGCCGGAGCGGCGUCGGGAGCGGACGGCCCGACCGGGGCGAGGAAGAGGAAGAGGUGUCAGUUUUGCCCGCGGGCGAAGGACAACAAAACUUCUACCAUGUGCAGCGGGUGUAAGAAAUAUAUCUGCAAAAGUUGUUCGCUCCCGUACUGCGCUGAGUGUGCCGCUGAGAAUUUGGAGACGGGUUGAUCGCCGACACACGCACACACACACACGCACACACAUGCACACACACACACGCACGCACGCACGCACACACCAUGUGUGACCCCUCGAGACGUGGGAUGCGGUCGGUUGAACUGUCCGCAACCGGGGUGACUAGUUUUAGAGGCAGAGAGGCAGCCUGGCAGGACCGCAUCAGAAGAGGAAAUACUUACGACUUUCCAAAGAUGAAAAUGUCACGGGAACUGCCGAAAAGACACGAGAGCAUGAUGAACAGCGAGGACCCGGACAUUGAGGUUGUUGGUGGCGACGUGGGUAAAAAGCUACACUUUAACCCCGUUAGAGCGGCAGUGGCAUUACAGCUGUGCAGAAAGCUCAAGGUAGACUGUAGAAAGAGGUAUAGCAAAUUCACGGAUGUCUGUGAAUUAGGAGCUCCUUGUAAGAACGUGAAGAUUAAAAGCGACGGGAAUUGCUUCUUUAGGGCAGUCAGUGUAGCCGUGAGCGGUACCGAACGCCAUCACGGAAGAAUAAGAGAAGCUGUGGUGAAUCACUUGCAAAGCAAUGAAGCUGCGUACGCCAACAUUCUGAGAAGGGGUUACCUUUCGGUGUCGGACUUCGUCGACGCAUCUGAAAUCGGCUCUCCAGGAAGUUGGGCGACAGAGGUUGAGAUUCAAGCGACGGCGGAUUAUUUGGGCGUCGACGUAUUCACGUAUUACACCGACCGUUGGCUUCGGUACAGUUGCGACAGCGUUCGGGUCUCUAAACAGGGGAUUUAUUUAGCGAAUAGCGGCAGCCAUUACGAGACCGUCGUUUGUGUCACAAGUCCUCCGAAGCGGUCUUGUUGCGGCUACUGCAAACUAGGCGUAGUUGCGUCAGACACGUACGAUUGUCUGACCUCAAAUUCUGCCUACGCCGAUUCUGCAUCUCGAUCCGAGAUUGCUUCGCCGUCACCGACAUCGAUUCGUCCGGAUAACACGGUGUCUGUGAAUGACGUCGACUACUGCGAAAAGGCGAGCGAUGAGCGCGAGGAGGGGUCCCGCCGCUCUGACGAGCGUCGAGCUGCGAGGGAUUUUUAUCGAGAUGCCGACAGUCCUCGGAGCCGCUACGAGUAUGACGAUUACCGCAGUGACGCCGCCGAGCUAGACGUCGGAGGACGCUUCGGCGAAGAUGAGGCCUGGGAGAAUAAUCCUGACGAAGAGCGUGACCGCUAUGGAUGGCUAUCAAGGAGACGUGUAGAAAAUUAUAUUAUCGUUGAAAAUAUGGAGCAUCGUCCCUACGGCGAUAGCCUUGUAACUCCGGGCGACGCGGAGGAUACCGCCGAAGCUGAUUUACCGCGUAACAGCGUUGCGGAUUGGCGUGAACUUUUCGACCGCUCUGAUGAGCGUCGAACUCCGAGGGACUGGGAGGGCACGAGUGACCGCGAUGCCGACUUUUACCGAGAUUCUAACAGUCCUUGGAGUCGCCGUGAGUAUGACGAUUACCGCAGUGACGCUGCAGAGCUAGAAGUCGAAGGGCGCUUCGGUGAAGAUGAGGCCUGGAGGAAUACUCCCGACGUAGAGGGCACGAGUGACCGCGAUGCCGACUUUUACCGAGAUUCUAACGGUCCUCGGAGCCGCCGUGAGUAUGACGAUUACCGCAGUGACGCUGCGGAGCUAGAAGUCGAAGGGCGCUUCGGUGAAGAUGAGGCCUGGAGGAACUAUCUAUCGGCUAUCGGAAAGACACGUAGAAGGUGACGUUGUUGAAGACGAGGAGUGUUAUCCCUACGGCGAUAGCCUCGGAACUCCAGGUGACGCGGAAGAUACCGGUGAAGCUGAUUUGCCACGUGACGGCUUUAUGAUCGGUCCGAACUUUUAAACGAUGAGAUCUGUAUCGCGCUGUGGGAUUGCGAGGAAGAAGUUCGAGAGGAGUUUGGCUCGAAUGACCGCUACGCAGCUACCUGCCGCUGGACCGAAUUGGAGGAAUCGUGGAAAUCGUUUGUCGGUUGGCUGGGUGAGCGCUGGUGGGGCUCGGUGUCGGAAGAGUCCGUCAGGACCUUCAUGGAUUCAUCCGAGAGACGUCGCGUCAGGGAUAUCGUCGUCUCGGCGUGCUUCGGUGACACGCCCGGGGGAGUUUGUUCUUUCACAGUGAAGACCGAAAGCGGCCUGCUGUCACUUCCUUUGCUUAUCCGUCGAAGACGCUACGUGUGCACCGACUUGGCGGAAGGUGAUUUUUCGUGUCCGAUCAACAUGUUGAGAAAGCUGGCCCGUGAAACCUACACACACUUGCUCCCCCGACCCACAACGAUACCUUCCGAUCCCCAGAGCUUUUCUCUUACACGGGUAGUGGAUGAUAUGUGGAGCGUUUUAGAAUUGGUGAAAAGCGGAUGGAGUGACGUUUCCCGACCCCAUCGCAUAAUACAGUAUCUACAAAACAAGGAAGGACCCUCUGUUACGCCAGCGGCGUUAAUUUGCUGCGUAGAUGAUGACAGUCUGGGAUACCUGUUUGAGAUUAUAGACGCCAAGGGGAAGAGUCUGAAAGUAACAUUUGAUAAAUGGGGCUUCACGUUUGGAUCGGGUCUACAUUUCUCCGGACUCACAAGUCUGCUGUCACAUAUCUGUGAGGUCGAUGGAGUACACUUUGUGAUUAACUGUAGAUUCUUGCUCACUGCGAGCGAACCGGAGCGUCCGAUGUAAGACGUGUGUGUGUGUGUGUGUGUGUGUGUGGGGGGGGGUGUAAAGAGUUUGCGAACUUGUUUUUUUUUCCUUCAAGUGUUUGUAUGAGCAUGCUUCUAUAGAAAGAUUUAGGAAGAACUGCCGCUGAAAUGUGCCUAAAAAUGCAUUAUUAUUAUUAUUAUUAUUAUUAUUAUUAUUAUUAUCAUUAUUAUUAAAAUGUGAAUUCGUGCUGUAGCUUAUGCUUGCUUACAUAUUCUCGCUUGCUCAAUAAAGAUGCGAAAGCUGGCAAUUUUGCUUCAGAUGAUGACUUUAUUUGCGCGCAUCACACCAUAGAUUACAACACAACAUUGUUUUAUGGCUAAAAGUCAUAAUAGUAGCUGUACCAAUCCUCAAAGGACAUCUCGUCAUUCAUCAUUAAAAUUCAACUUUGUCCUUCUGAUCAAAACAUCAUUGCUCAACAGUGUGGUAUCGGCUAGAGAUAUCAGGUCAUCUCUCGCCUCCCCUCCGUCUGCUCAUUAUUAUUAUUAUUAUUAUUAUUAUUAUUAAUUUGUUAAUUUUAUUAUUAUUAUUAUUAUUAUUAUUAUUAUUAUUAUCAUUAUUAUCAUUAUUAUCAUUAUUAUUAUUACUAUAUGUGUGUGAGUAUAUAUUUCCACAUUGGGGACAGUGUGACCCCUAAGACGUGGGAUGCAGGUUUUUUUUUUUUUACUGUGUGAGGACUACAGGACUUUUCACCGGGUCAAAAAGACCCCAGUCAUCACUGGGUCAAAAAGACCCCAGUCAGUACCCCAGUCAGUGUGACCCCUGAGACGUGGGAUGUAGGUCUUAACUUGAGGACAACAGGAGGGAUAAGGCAAUCCACCAGAAAUAUGCCUGACAGAAGUUCAGUCUCUUAUUGUAAGAAAAUAUUCUGGAUGUUAUUGACUCAAAGUAAUGCAGUUAGCGAGUUUGACUCUUUCUACGUGUUUACAUGAAGAGUAUAUAUAUUCUGUGUGUACAGCUGAUGACCCAUACUCUGAAGGAAUUUAAGGAAGACUGUUUGGCCAGUUGACUUUCUCAAAGUUUGUGAAAAGCAGUUCAGGCUUAGCUUGGAAACAGUACCAUGUAAUGUGCAGCACCCUAAAAAGCAUAAAUAAGUGAACUAAGUAACCCUCCCACCCUCACCCACCCCCUCCCUUAUUAUGGCUAGUGGUGGCUCUGGCAUGGCUCUGCCCCUAAGCUCAUUCCAGAGCUUAGGGGCAGCAGCGGCAAAUGCUCUGUCCCCUCUGAGCUUCAGCCUUGUACUGGGGACGGUCAGUAAAAGCUGAUCAGCUGAUCUUAGGGGUCAGGGUGGGCAAUAAGGCUGUAGCAUCUCCGAAAUAUAGGGUGGAGCAAGGUUGUUCAGGCCCUUAAAAACAAAUGCUAAAAGCUUAAAAUGAAUUCUGUACUGAACAGGGAGCCAGUGUAAGGACGCCAGGAUGGGGGUGAUGUGCUCACGCCUGCAGGUCUGUGUCAGGAGACGUGCAGCAGAGUUCUGCAUAAGCUGCAGGCGGGCAAGGGAAGCCUGGCUAAUCCCUACGUACAAGGAGUUGCAGUAAUCAAGACGGGUAGUGAUAAAAGCAUGGAUUAAUUUUUCCAGGUCAGGUCUUGAUAAAAUGGGCUUCACCUUCGCUAUUUGGCGUAGCUGAUAAAAACUUUUUUGUACCACCCCGCUGAUCUGCUUGUCAAAUUUAAAAUCAGGGUCAAAUUUAACUCCCAGAUUAGUGACGACCUCUUUAAGGUAGGGUGAGAGGGAGCCUAGGUCGAAAACCCUUAAAACAGGCAGAAAAAAGAGAAAACUAAAAAAAAGAAAAAGAAGAGUAUUUCUGAAAACAAAAAAAACAACAACAAAAAAACACCCUAAGAAAACUAAAAAACAAAAAAGAAAUAUUUCUGAUUCUUGGGGUUAAGAAAGCCUGAGAAGUGGAAGAAGUAACUUCCCCGAAGUAAGGAACUACUUAAAAAAAAAAAAAACUCUUCAAAAAGAAAUCUCCAAAAACAAAAAUAAAUUAAGACAACUGAUGAAAAAACAAAAAAGAAAAAAAAAAACAUCAACAUGGGAAAAAAAAAAUAAUAAUAAAAAAAAAAAAAAAAAACUACUGGAAAGAAAAUUAAAAAACAACAAACAAAAGCACCCAUAACCCGGUGUUUUUCACACAAAAAAUAAAAUAAACCUUGCGGUUUUCCGUCCCAUGGGAGGGUUUUUAUCCCCCUCCUCGAGCUACCACCUUACCGUGGUGGAGGGGUUUGUGUGUCCCAAUGAGAGUUAAUUCUGAUUUACUCUUGCUGUUGUCAAAAAGUGCUAAAAUUUCUCUGAAUUUCGCAUGUUAAGUAGGCCCAUGUCAGUUUUAAUCCUUGCAGGACUCUUGUUUUCACUUUUCAUCAGCAGAGGAAAAGCUUUUGGAUAACUGAUUAAUAUAGAGUUCAGGGGAAAGUAUAUCUGCAAUGUAUAAUCAAUAAUGACUUUAUCUUCAUGAGUAAAUAUGAUUUGUACAUUUAAAGAGAACUAUUUUUUAAUUUUGGUUCAACAAUGGACAGAAGUAGACAGGCAAGAUGGCGUCUGUAAAGUUCAGUUCAACAGCUGGUGUGUCAUACUAAGUUUUCUUAUUUAACCCAUCAAUACAUAUCAAUUCAUAAAGCAUCUAUUACAAAAACAGCUCAAAUCAAUGUGGGUUAACAGCAGGUUUGAAAAAUACAUGAUUGUUAUAGGGUGUGCUUUUUUUUACAUUUAAAUGUGAAAAAUUCAAAUGUAAACAAACAACAAGAGAAUAUGGCAUCAAAGGAACAAUUCCGUGAUGACAUCAUUAUGACAUCAUCACGGCUUUCAUCUCGUGUUACUAACUGGAAGUAGAGCAGCUGUCCAGGGUAUCGUUUGAACCUUUCAGCGAGUAGCUACACUUAAAGAAAGAGACAAUCGAAAUCUUCAAAGUAAAAACGUGGAAGAAAGCGAAAAGCAAAGAUGGAAAACAUGUCCGAGGAAACCCACGGCGAAAUGACGGAUCCACAGCACGUCCACCUAAGGUAAGGAGAAAAAAAACGGUUCAAGGGGUCCCUGUGUGAAGGUGUUUCUAUAAAACCGCGCCUCAACCUUUUUCUUUCUGCUCCUUUUCAUUCACAUGAAAAUUUUUCCUUGUUUGUAUUGAAUGUGUCAUAUACUAACAGACUGAAAUAAAGUAUGUACACAGCGCCCUGACUUUAUUGAAAUGAAGUCAUGUGUUUGGAGGUUAAGGCUCUGUUUGUGUAGAUACCAACAGUUUGGGUCGGGUCAGAACUGCUGACAUUCAUACAGCUCAUUCAGACGACUCAGAGAAUGAGAGUAUUUGGAAUUUUCCAAUAUUUAUCAUGUCUCAGAUUUGUGCACAUCAGUUUGUGAAUGACAGAUAUUGUAUAGAAAGACUUAGCUUUCAGACCCUUUACAACAAGAUCUUCAGUGCUUCUCAUCUUUUUCUUUUAGCUUCCCAUCUGAAAGCUCUGUGGAGGAAAUGGCUCAAGACAGACCAGAUCAAGAUGAGACAGAGAAAACGGAGAUUGAUAACAGCAUCAUACAGAGACUUCAAGACAGACCAGAUCAAGAUGAGACAGAGAAAACGGAGAUUGAUAACCGCAUCAUACAGAGACUUCAAUCUGGCUGGAUAGGCACUCUUCAUGUCGUUUUCCUGGUGCUGCUUUUAGUCCUAAUCACUGUCAUUGUUGGCCUGAGCAUCAAUGUUAAGCAGUUACAGAAAGAAAGGAGUCAGCUGAGACAGCUUCUAGAAUCAACACACAUGGGACUGAACCACACCAUGGAAGUAAAUCAAAAAGUGAGCCAGAGUCUGAACUUCACCGUGGAAGAAAAUCAAAAACUGAGGCUGAGUCUGAACUACACCAUGGAGGAGAAUCUGAACCUGAGCCUGAGUCUGAACAACACCAUGGAAGAAAAUCAGAAAUUGAGCAGAAGACUAAACUACACCAUGGAAGAAAAUCAGAAAUUGAGCCUGAGUCUGAACUACACCAUGGAAGAGAAUCUGAACCUGAGCCUGAGUCUGAACAACACCAUGGAAGAAAAUCAGAAAUUGAGCAGAAGACUAAACUACACCAUGGAAGAUAAUCAGAAAUUGAGCAGAAGACUAAACUACACCAUGGAAGAUAAUCAGAAAUUGAGCCUGAGUCUGAACUACACCAUGGAAGAUAAUCUGAAACUGAGCCGAAGACUCAACCACACCAAGGAAGAAAAUCAAAAACUGAGCCUGAUUCUGAGCUACUCCAUGGAAGAAAAUCAGAGACUGAGCCGAAGACUAAACCACACCAUGGAAGUAAAUCAAAAAGUGAGCCAGAGUCUGAACUUCACCGUGGAAGAAAAUCAAAAACUGAGGCUGAGUCUGAACAACACCAUGGAGGAGAAUCUGAACCUGAGCCUGAGUCUGAACAACACCAUGGAAGAAAAUCAGAAAUUGAGCAGAAGACUAAACUACACCAUGGAAGAUAAUCAGAAAUUGAGCCUGAGUCUGAACUACACCAUGGAAGAUAAUCUGAAACUGAGCCGAAGACUCAACCACACCAAGGAAGAAAAUCAAAAACUGAGCCUGAGUCUGAGCUACUCUAUGGAAGAAAAUCAGAGACUGAGCCGAAGACUAAACCACACCAUGGAAGUAAAUCAAAAAGUGAGCCAGAGUCUGAACUUCACCGUGGAAGAAAAUCAAAAACUGAGGCUGAGUCUGAACUACACCAUGGAGGAGAAUCUGAACCUGAGCCUGAGUCUGAACAACACCAUGGAAGAAAAUCAGAAAUUGAGCAGAAGACUAAACUACACCAUGGAAGAUAAUCAGAAAUUGAGCCUGAGUCUGAACUACACCAUGGAAGAGAAUCUGAACCUAAGCCUGGGUCUGAACAACACCAUGGAAGAAAAUCAAAAACUGAGGCUGAGUCUGAACUACACCAUGGAAGAGAAUCUGAACCUGAGCCUGAGUCUGAACAACACCAUGGAAGAAAAUCAAAAACUGAGGCUGAGUCUGAACUACACCAUGGAAGAGAAUCUGAACCUGAGCCUGAGUCUGAACAACACAAUGGAAGAAAAUCAGAAAUUGAGCAGAAGACUAAACUACACCAUGGAAGAUAAUCAGAAAUUGAGCCUGAGUCUGAACUACACCAUGGAAGAUAAUCUGAAACUGAGCCGAAGACUCAACCACACCAAGGAAGAAAAUCAAAAACUGAGCCUGAGUCUGAGCUACUCCAUGGAAGAAAAUCAGAGACUGAGCCGAAGACUAAACCACACCAUGGAAGUAAAUCAAAAAGUGAGCCAGAGUCUGAACUUCACCGUGGAAGAAAAUCAAAAACUGAGGCUGAGUCUGAACUACACCAUGGAGGAGAAUCUGAACCUGAGCCUGAGUCUGAACAACACCAUGGAAGAAAAUCAGAAAUUGAGCAGAAGACUAAACUACACCAUGGAAGAGAAUCUGAAUCUGAGCCAAAGAUUAAACCACACCAAGGAAGAAAAUCAAAAACUGAAGCUGAGUCUGAACUACACCAUGGAGGAGAAUCUGAACCUGAGCCUGAGUCUGAACAGCACCAAGGAAGAAAAUCAAAAACUGAGCCUGAGUCUGAGCUACUCCAUGGAAGAAAAUCAGAGACUGAGCCGAAGACUAAACCACACCAUGGAAGUAAAUCAAAAAGUGAGCCAGAGUCUGAACUUCACCGUGGAAGAAAAUCAAAAACUGAGGCUGAGUCUGAACUACACCAUGGAGGAGAAUCUGAACCUGAACCUGAGUCUGAACAACACCAUGGAAGAAAAUCAGAAAUUGAGCAGAAGACUAAACUACACCAUGGAAGAAAAUCAGAAAUUGAGCCUGAGUCUGAACUACACCAUGGAAGAGAAUCUGAACCUGAGCCUGAGUCUGAACAACACCAUGGAAGAAAAUCAGAAAUUGAGCAGAAGACUAAACUACACCAUGGAAGAUAAUCAGAAAUUGAGCCUGAGUCUGAACUACACCAUGGAAGAUAAUCUGAAACUGAGCCGAAGACUCAACCACACCAAGGAAGAAAAUCAAAAACUGAGCCUGAGUCUGAGCUACUCUAUGGAAGAAAAUCAGAGACUGAGCCGAAGACUAAACCACACCAUGGAAGUAAAUCAAAAAGUGAGCCAGAGUCUGAACUUCACCGUGGAAGAAAAUCAAAAACUGAGGCUGAGUCUGAACUACACCAUGGAGGAGAAUCUGAACCUGAGCCUGAGUCUGAACAACACCAUGGAAGAAAAUCAGAAAUUGAGCAGAAGACUAAACUACACCAUGGAAGAAAAUCAGAAAUUGAGCCUGAGUCUGAACUACACCAUGGAAGAGAAUCUGAACCUGAGCCUGAGUCUGAACAACACCAUGGAAGAAAAUCAAAAACUCAGGCUGUGUCUGAACUACACCAUGGAAGAAAAUCAGAAAUUGAGCAGAAGACUAAACUACACCAUGGAAGAUAAUCAGAAAUUGAGCCUGAGUCUGAACUACACCAUGGAAGAUAAUCUGAAACUGAGCCGGAGACUCAACCACACCAAGGAAGAAAAUCAAAAACUGAGACUGAGUCUGAGCUACUCCAUGGAAGAAAAUCAGAGACUGAGCCGAAGACUAAACCACACCAUGGAAGUAAAUCAAAAAGUGAGCCAGAGUCUGAACUUCACCGUGGAAGAAAAUCAAAAACUGAGGCUGAGUCUGAACUACACCAUGGAGGAGAAUCUGAACCUGAGCCUGAGUCUGAACAACACCAUGGAAGAAAAUCAGAAAUUGAGCAGAAGACUAAACUACACCAUGGAAGAGAAUCUGAAUCUGAGCCAAAGAUUAAACCACACCAAGGAAGAAAAUCAAAAACUGAGGCUGAGUCUGAACUACACCAUGGAGGAGAAUCUGAACCUGAGCCUGAGUCUGAACAACACCAUGGAAGAAAAUCAGAAAUUGAGCAGAAGACUAAACUACACCAUGGAAGAGAAUCUGAAUCUGAGCCAAAGAUUUAACCACACCAAGGAAGAAAAUCAAAAACUGAGCCUGAGUCUGAACAGCACCAAGGAAGAAAAUCAAAAACUGAGCCUGAGUCUGAGCUACUCCAUGGAAGAAAAUCAGAGACUGAGCCGAAGACUAAACCACACCAUGGCAGAAAAGUCACAGCUUCAAGUGCAGAUUGAGGAGAUGAAAAUCAUAUUGAAUUCUACUAUGGAAAACCGUGACUCUUUCAGAAAAGACAAAAUCAAAUAUCAACAGCUUUUGAUCAAUGAAAGGCAGACCUCAACUCAACUAAAAGCUGAAAAUCAACGUCAACAAUCAAUUCUGAUGUCGGAGAAACUAUCUUUCCUCUGGAGAUUCUGUGAUAAAGGCACCCUGCAAUGUUCACGCUGCCUUCCUGGUUGGGCCGAGCACGCCACACGCUGCUUCCAUUUGGCAUCACAACCAAUGAAGUGGGAAGAUGCUCGUAGGGAGUGUUUUAAUGAAGGUGCUGACCUGGCUGUUGUCUUGAAUGCUGCAGACCAGGCAUUUCUGACCAACAUGACUUUCCAGUUUACACAGCAGCAUCCAAAUGUACUGUUCCAUUCAGCAUGGAUCGGGUUGCAGGACAUGGUGCAGGAUAACAGAUUUGUGUGGGUAAAUGGUAUCAAGUCCAAGUCAGAUUUGAAGUUCUGGAUGCCUGGAGAGCCAAACAAUGCUGCGGCUCAAUGGGACAAAGACCGUGCAGGACAGGACUGUGUUGCCAUUGUCCCUCCAAAGACUGUUGGACAGAAAGGCUGGCUGAACUCCUGGGAUGAUAUUGUCUGUCGAGGCCAGCGGCACUACAUUUGUGAAACCAAAGCUCUUAUUUUGUCUGGAGUGAAAACUGAGGAAUGAUGAGUUUAUAACAAUUUAGAAUAAGUAUGAAUUAAUGUGAAAUAAAUGUUCUUUAUUUUGAUAAUGAUAUGGUAUUAUUAUUUGGAUUUUAAUGUGGCCUAUAUAAUAGACUGUUUUUUGUUCUUUUUUUAGUCAUAUCUAUCUAUCUAUCUAUCUAUCUAUCUAUCUAUCUAUCUAUCUAUCACAGAAUGGAGAUGACAUGGAUUAAGGUGAAGUCAGUUGCAAGUUCAACAUUUGUUAAAAAAAAAAAAAGAACAUGUAAGAAUUGACCCUGAGAGCGGCUGUGACCAUAUAAGGAGGCAGAGGCAGGAGAUGAGUUAAACCCACACAGUGGGUAUUUAUUUGCAGUGUAUAAACCAAAAACCAAUAAAACACACCAUGCUCAGUCCAUUGUGCACACGAGAGACUCCCAGCUCAGAGGAAAGCGCUCCCCUAUAUACCCUCCCCGAUUGGGUGCUACCACGUGUAGGGGUGUGGAAAAACUGUAACCAGUUUAAUAUAACUAUUUAAAAAGCACCUACUUAAAAUAUACAAACCUAUGCUCCAGACUAAAUCAUAGAACCUAAUUUCGAGUGUACAUUAAUCACAUACUGUGAUCAUCCUCCCAAUUAAAUGUUACACGUGGCACUGUUCACCCCCCAUACCCAUCUGCCAGUUGGAACCCUCCCGGAACGCUAAAAGGCCGUUUGUUUCCCCGGGGACUCUUUUACAUGUGCACCCUGGGAGUGGAGACAGAAAGGCACAGGUAAGUGUUCACAAUAUUCACGUCAAACUGAUUUUAAACUGCACUACUUCCACCUUUUACUCAAGCACACAAAUAUGCUGAAACCCUCAUCCACAUCGUGUGCACUGUGUUACAGGUGGUGCGGCUAAAUUAACCCCCGGCUACCGGACGAGCUACCGGACGUCCCCGGAGAACACCUAUACAAAUACACACAUACACACACACACACACACCAUUAACCAAAUCAGAAUUAAAGUAUUUUGACUGAAAUACCUCUGUGGCUCAUCAUUUGCUAAUCAUGUGUAGCUUUUAAUUUAACAACCCUCAAUGUUGUGUCUACCUGCACUAUAUAUAUAUAUAUAUCAACACUGCUUAGCUGCCCCAAUCCUCAGCUACUCACUGCAGUAGUAACGGAGACAACAGAGGCCUCCGUUACAUUUCCUUCCCCCUCUCCCUUAGCUGCACAGUACCUUGUUACACAGGGUUACGGGACAGACAGUCAGCUACCAGGUUGGAUUUCCCCGGCCGGUACUUGACCACAAAGUUGUAGGGCUGCAUGGCGAGGUACCACCCUGCGAUACGCAUAUUUGCAUCCUUCAUCCGGUGCAGCCACUGGAGCGCUCGAUGAUCCGUCUCCAUGGUAAACUGGCGCCCCAACAGGUAAUACCUCAGAGACUCAGUGGCCCACUUCAUUGCAAGGCACUCCUUCUCAAUUGUGGAGUAACGGGUCUCUCGAUCCAGCAACUUCCUGCUGAGGAACAAGACAGGCUUCAUCUCGCCUUCCACUUCUUGGAGCAGCACCGCCCCAAUGCCAACUCCGGAGGCAUCCGUUUGGAGGGUGAAGGGCCUGUCAAAAUCCGGGCUUUGCAGAACUGACUCCACACUGAUGGCUUGCUUCAGGUCCCUGAAGGCUUCUUCACAUUUUUCAGUCCACCGAACUUUGGCAGAUGCUGAGGCCUUAGUUAGAUCUGUCAAAACAGCAGCUCUCUCUGACAGAUGUGGGAUGAACUUACGAUACCACCCAACAAGUCCCAGGAAAGACUUCACUUUCUUCUUUGUGGUUGGAACUGGGUACGAGGUGAUGGCUUCCAACUUGCUCACUUGUGGGCGAAUCACCCCAUCCCCGAUGAUAUAUCCCAAGUACUCCACCUCCUUCUGAGCGAAGAUGCACUUUCGAGGAUUGAUGGUCAGUCCCGCAGCCUUGAUACAAUGAAGGACCCGUGUCAGAUGGGCCAUGUGCUCCUCCCAGGUUUGGCUAUAAACCACCACAUCGUCCAAGUAUGCUGCUGAAAACGCCGACACUUCUCGCAGGACCUGGUCCAUGAGCCUUUGAAAUGUUGCAGGUGCCCCCUGGAGCCCAAACGGCAUAACACGGAAAUGGAAAAGGCCAUAAGGUGUUGCAAAAGCUGUCAGCUUCUUCGCCUCAGGUGCUAAGGCCACUUGCCAGUAACCUUUGCUCAGAUCUAGUGUACUGAUGUACUUGGCUUUCCCAACCCUCUCCAGCAACUCAUCAAUUCUGGGCAUUGGGUAUGGGUCAAACUUGGAGAUGGCGUUAAGAUACCUGAAGUCAAUGCAGAACCUUAGGGAACCAUCCUUUUUUGGCACCAAGACAACUGGGCUGCACCAUUCACUGUCCGACACUUCAAUGAUCCCCAACUCCAACAUUAGCUGGAUCUCCUUUUUCAGCUCAGGCACCAGGCGCUCAGGGAUGCGAUAGCUUCUCUUGCGGCUAGGAGCAGUCUCCUUCAGGUGAAUGCUGUGUUGGACCAGAUCAGUAAAACCUGGCUUCUCCUGGAACAAUUCUGGAUCCAGGAGGGCUUCCACACCCUUCUGUUGGUCAGGUGUUAGAUGUGCUACCUCCACCUGACUGACUCCUGCUGGACUUGUCGGAAAGAACUGCUCCUCCACCUCCUUCUCCUCAGCUGCCUGGAUGAAAAAAUGCUGUGACACUGGCUCUGGACAAUCAUGAAAUUCCUUCAACAGGUUAAUGUGAAACGUUUGGUGCUUUUUUGCUCUAUCAGGCAUAUGAAUUUCAUAAGAAACCGCACCGACCUUUUUCGUGACCUCAUAUGGCCCCUGCCAUUUUGCAAGCAGUUUGCUUUCACUUGAGGGCAGCAGCAGCAGCACUUUCUGUCCAGGCUGGAAAACCCGUUCCCUGGCCUUCUGGUCAUACCAGGUUUUUUGUUUCUCUUGGGCCAUGGUCAUGUUCUCUUUUGCUAGCGUAGCCAUCUUUUCCAACCUCUCUCUCAUCUUCACCACAUACGCCACAAUGCUCUCUCCUGAAGCCUUUGGAUCCUCCCAGUAAUCCCUCAGAAGGUCAAGAGGUCCUCUCACCUGGCGUCCAUAAAGCAAUUCAAACGGUGAGAAGCCCGUGGAAGCUUGUGGCACCUCUCUGUAGGCGAAGAGGAGGUAUGGCAACCACUGGUCCCAGUCAGAGCCUGUCUGUGACACAAACUUGCGCAACAUGUUCUUUAAAGUUUGGUUGUACCUUUCUACAAGCCCAUCUGUUUGGGGGUGAUAUGGGGUAGUUUUAAUGCCCUUUACUCCUAGGAGCUGGUACACUUGCCUCAACAACUUGGACAGGAAGUUGGUUCCACAAUCUGUGAGGAUUUCUUUGGCUAUUCCUACCCUGGAGAACAACUGCAGCAAACAAUUAGCCACAUGCCUAGCUUUUACUGAUCUAAGGAGAAAAGCCUCUGGGUAACGUGUGGCAUAAUCACACAUUACCAGAAUGUACCGGUUUCCAGAAGCACUCUUCUCUAAGGGCCCCACUACAUCCAUGCCUAUUCUCUCAAAUGGUGUUUCAAUGAGUGGUAAUGGCUGUAACAGAGCUUUCGUCACCCCCUUUCCUGCUGUAACCUGACAGAUUGAACACGAGUUGCAAAAUUUGGAAAGCUGGGUGUACAUACCCGGCCAUACAAAGCGGUUACUUACACGGCGUAAUGUCUUGUGAAAUGCCAUGUGCCCUGCCCAAGGAAUGGAAUGGCCUAGCUCCAUGAUGGUGUGCCUGAGUGACUGUGGAGCUGCUAAUGCCUGAGUACUACCCUGACACUGGUAAAGGAUACCCUUCUCAAUCAUAUAGGUAACCUCCUCCAGACAGCCUGCACUUCCCUGACUGACCCCAUCAACCUUGGAAACCUUCUGAAACCACCGCUGUAGAGUAGGAUCCUUUCUCUGUAAUUCACCUACAUUAAGUGGAAUAUCCACAUCUAAGGGCGGGCUGGGUUGGGGAAUCUCAUCCUUUUCUCUCGGGGCACCCAAAAACGUGUCCCUUCGCUUUUGGACUCUGGAUCUUCGCAGCUUCUCUACACCCACCUCCAGCUCUGCUUCAUAAAAUGGUAACUCACUGAGGGUGUUUCUCGCACUUUGAGCCCUGGUGACUACAUGACAUUCUUUAACCUCUGUCCCUGAAUUCUCUCCUGACUUCACCUGAAGGGGUUCUGGCUCUCCCGGGAUUUCCAGCACCUCAUCACAAACAGUAGGCAAGGGACUCUGCUUCUGGGGGUCCUGCACUAAAUCCAAAAGUGUAGGCACAUCUAGUCCUAAAAUGACGGGGUAUGGGAGUUGGGGCACUAAAGCCACUGAGAGGAGAAAGGUCUGACCACCCACUGUUAAAUACACCUCUGCAGUAGGGUAAGGCCUAACAUCCCCGUGUACACAUCCAAUAUCAGCUUUCUCAUCAGCCCACUGCUCUCUGGGUACCAAGCUAGCCCUUACCACUGUCUGAAAACUGCCCGAGUCAACAAGAGCUUCUUCCCGCUGACCAUUUAUCAGUACUGGAACCUUCCUACCACUUUCCUGAGUGCCUGGUUCCUGCAUCGUGGGUCUAGGGACAGAGCAGAGGAGAGAUAGCUUGCUUCUUCCUGCAGCUGGACAAGUGUACUGAGUAUGGCCUAACUCAUUACAGUGGUAACACCUGACAUCUGACUUAGCUGGCUUAUUAGCAUGGACAGGUCUACUCUGAGCAUUCUGUUUAUUACCGGGGAACCUGCCUUGAGUCUGACCAUGACCCCUGUCCCCCCCAAAGGAUUUAUUUCUCACCCCUGGGCUAUUGCUAUGGUUGGUUGCUAGGCGCGGGUGACCCCUCCUGGCCGACUGAAACACCUCUGCCAGGCGAGCAGCUUCUUCAGCAGUUUUUGGGUCAUGUUCUCGGAUCCAAACUUCCAUCUCUGGAUUCACCAUUCUCAGAAACUGUUCCAUGAUCAACAGCUCAGAAAUGUCUUUGACGGUGGUGGUUUCAGGCUUGACCCAUUUGUUGAACAUUUCUUUCAGGCGAACAUACAGCUCCCGUGGGGUCUCUCCCUGAUGAACGUCCAGGGCCCGAAAUCUUCUCCUGUAAGUCUCAGCAUUUAUUUCAUAUUUUGCCAGGAUUGCCUCUUUCACUCUCUCAUAAUCAUCUGAAGAAUCGAUGUCCAUAAGCACAUAAGCACUGCGUGCCUUACCAGUCAGCAGGGGAAUGAGCCUAACUGCCCACUCGUCCUGAGGCCAAUGGCAGACAUGGGCCAUUCUUUCAAAAGUGGCCAGAAAGUGCUCAACAUCAUCUUCAGGGGACAAUGGCAGGAGCUUGGGCUCUGGAUGAGUGUGCAGGCCUCGCUGCAGCCUUACUAUGCGAUGUCCGGAUCGGUCCAUCUCCCCCUGAUCCUCUUCAUAGCGGACUCCACUUGCACGCUGCUCCUCACCUCCCGCUUGCUCCUGUUGCUGCUCUUCUCUCAUCUCAGUUACCUGGGCCUGGAUCUGCCGAAACUGGUGCUCCAUAUUCCGCCAUCUCAACUCUUGGCGGGAAUGUUCUUUUUCCUGCUGCUUAUCUCUCACGGCUUGUGUCUGCAUGAAAGACUUCAUCAUACUCGUCAGCUCUUCCAGCUGAUUACCUCCACUGCUUGCCAUGGCCCCUUCAUCUGCAGCUGAUGGUGCUGGACCCUCCUCGGGUUCUUCCCGUCGCUCAUCUCUCUUUCCUCCUCUAGUCAUCUUUGCCUCCUUAAUCAGGUCAACAUCCCACUUCUGACACCACUUGUAAGAAUUGACCCUGAGAGCGGCUGUGACCAUAUAAGGAGGCAGAGGCAGGAGAUGAGUUAAACCCACACAGUGGGUAUUUAUUUGCAGUGUAUAAACCAAAAACCAAUAAAACACACCAUGCUCAGUCCAUUGUGCACACGAGAGACUCCCAGCUCAGAGGAAAGCGCUCCCCUAUAUACCCUCCCCGAUUGGGUGCUACCACGUGUAGGGGUGUGGAAAAACUGUAACCAGUUUAAUAUAACUAUUUAAAAAGCACCUACUUAAAAUAUACAAACCUAUGCUCCAGACUAAAUCAUAGAACCUAAUUUCGAGUGUACAUUAAUCACAUACUGUGAUCAUCCCCCCAAUUAAAUGUUACACGUGGCACUGUUCACCCCCCAUACCCAUCUGCCAGUUGGAACCCUCCCGGAACGCUAAAAGGCCGUUUGUUUCCCCGGGGACUCUUUUACAUGUGCACCCUGGGAGUGGAGACAGAAAGGCACAGGUAAGUGUUCACAAUAUUCACGUCAAACUGAUUUUAAACUGCACUACUUCCACCUUUUACUCAAGCACACAAAUAUGCUGAAACCCUCAUCCACAUCGUGUGCACUGUGUUACAGGUGGUGCGGCUAAAUUAACCCCCGGCUACCGGACGAGCUACCGGACGUCCCCGGAGAACACCUAUACAAAUACACACAUACACACACACACACACACCAUUAACCAAAUCAGAAUUAAAGUAUUUUGACUGAAAUACCUCUGUGGCUCAUCAUUUGCUAAUCAUGUGUAGCUUUUAAUUUAACAACCCUCAAUGUUGUGUCUACCUGCACUAUAUAUAUAUAUAUCAACACUGCUUAGCUGCCCCAAUCCUCAGCUACUCACUGCAGUAGUAACGGAGACAACAGAGGCCUCCGUUACAGAACAAUAUGACUGGAAUGAGCGUUUAAUCAAAUAAAUGUGAACAGAAACAUUUUUAGGGCAGAAAAACAUCAUCACGAGACUUUUGGAUUUCUGUCCUGCAGUUAUGGAAGAAUAUGAGGUAACACCGGGAAAUAAACCUCUGUUCAUCCCAUGGUGGAGAAAUUUAUAUUAAUUUAUAUAAUAAGGCAAUGUUAUGGAUUUAAGACAGCUAUUUUUGUCAGAAUUGAUAUUGAAUGGUAGCAGAGUACAGGAACAAUAGAAACCUUGUCAUAUUGAAAAGUGUUUGCAGUUAUUUGGGACAGGUAAAAAUGUGUGAUCUUUCAAAACACAAACUCAUUUUUUAGCGAAGAGAGGGUCAUACUUUUUGCUCUUUUGAAAAGGACUGAAUCCAAUUUGAACUCCUUAGCUGGCAGGCUGACACUACUCUGGCCUUCCAAGGGAGGGCAGCAUCUCCCCUUCAGCUGUUUCAUCACAGCUGUAGUUAUUCACAUUUCCACCAUUUGACUUUCAGUUUCGCUCAACAUAACGUUUUCAGCAAAAAUAAAAAAUAAAAAAAGAGGGCAUAUAUUCUUACUCUACACUCAUAGAUAGUAUAUAUAUAUAUAGGCCUACAGUCUAUGUCAGUGGUUCUCAACUGGUCUCACUCUGGGACCCACACUUUUUUAUGGUCCUUAUGUGGCAACCCACUUUUAUAAAAUUCAAACCAGGCAAAUUUAUUUUUUAUAAAAAACGAACCUUUACAGACUCAAAUCUUUGACAUAAAUACUCCUAUUUUGUUGAAUAAAGUGCAUUUCAGAGCACAUGAACUGAGGGCGACAACUACUUAAGUUUCGUAUACAGAAAAUAUCAAAUAUCAAAUUGCACACAAUGGAGACAAGCAAAAUGAAAUAUUUGACUUAUUUGCAUCUCUGCUUUCAGAGCAUAUUCAGAAGAACACGAGGAGGACCGAGCAACAGCAUUGACAAAAGUGAAUAAAUAUCAAAUUGCACAAAAUAAAGACCAUGAAAAACAUGUAAUUUUACUGCAUUCAGGCCACAUUAAUAAGAAACCGAGGAGGACCAUGACAUGAUGCGUGCCUUUCAAAAUAAGCUAUUUUUCAAAAUAAAAAAACAUGUCAAACAUCAGAUGCGUAUUAAAUAUUUACUUUUUUGAUCAGCUGUUCACGACCCAUCCAGAACGUGUCUGGGACCCACUUUUGGGUCGGGACCCACCAGUUGAGAACCACUGUUCUAUGGUUACGCCACACAAUCUCAUUCAGUUUACAGUAUAUGCUGAAGUCCCGCCCAUACCGGAACAGGAUUGGUCCCCUCUGCUGUUGGCGCUUCCCAUCAGCUUCUAUGAUUGGAUAUAUUCAUUUUGGACGGCGGCUGUUACGUCAUUAUUUCCAACCGUGUAAGGUGUUAAAUUUCAAAUCUACUCAUUGUGGCUGGAGCAUGGUGCUGGUGCAGGUAAUGCUCUGUCAUUUCACUGAAAAAUGCGAGAUUGUUCUCCUAAAUAAACACGAACCAACCAAAGAAAAGGAAAGAACCACCACACGAAGCAUUGCGACUUAAUCAUCAGGCAGGUUGAAUUUUACACCCCUCUCACCCCCUAAAUAAGAGACCAUAUUCAUCUGCUGUUUCGUCUCCUUUAAUCGCUUUUCAUCAGGAUGUCGGUACUCUCGUUAGUGCUACUGCUGCUAUACCCACAUACAGCAACUGUCUCAAAUGGUUUGUUUUGAUUUUCCUUUCUGUUCAGAACUUCGCCUAUUUAUUUGUAUAACUUUUAUUUUUUGCUGUGUUUUGUUUGCACCUGAUAGGAAUGCCUCCCAUUUCAUUGUACAUUUACAAUAACAAUAUCAAGAUAUUCUACCCUAGUGUAUUCUAUUUGACCUGGCACUAGACCUCUUAUUUUGUCGACUUUCAGUUUCCGUUCCCCACUCCAUUACCCACGCAGAAAGUGUUUCCUCUGCCCGACCUUUCUCCUACAGGUGGCGAUCACUUCAAGCUGAUCAUCCAGACUUUUUAAAUUAAUAUUUCUUUUCCCCCUUUCUUUCUUGCUACUGAAAACUCCAAUAAAUCUGACAAUUACUCUGAGGAGAGGAUCUGGGUUUCAGGGUGGAGAAUACACCGGUUGCAGGACAGUGCGCGAGACGGUGAAGCAUGGGCUGGAAAUGUCAAAUUUAUUGCGGUUUACAAAAGCUCUACAACAUCCGGUUUAGCUGUCAAUAUAAACCUGGGAUAAUAAAGGUUUGGGGGGAAACGCAAAUAUCAUUUCCAGAGUAACAUGUGGUCAUAGGUUUACACAGGUUCAAGUAUAUAUCUUGAACUUUUUUAAAGAUAAGUCUAUCUAUCUAUCUAUCUAUCUAUCUAUCUAUCUAUCUAUCUAUCUAUCUAUCUAUCUAUCUCUUAAACUUUUCUAAAGAUCCAUAUUCAUGUCCUGUGCACAGCAUUAUCAGUCCUUGUAGCUUGCAGGUGAUGGUAGGAGCCACAGAGGGGACUGAAUACCUCCUUUUUUCAACCCUGGUUCCAUCCUUUAAGCCUUUUAACAACAACAAUAAUAGUAAUAAUAAUAAUAAUAAUAAUAAUAAACUUUAUUUGUAUGGCACUUUUCUUGAACAGUUGUCACAAAGUGCUUUAUAGUCAUCAAAAUAAAAAGGGUCAGACAACAAGACAUAAACCUUAACAAAAAGUACACUUGCAGCCAAAGUCCCGGGGCCUAUUCUACGAAGCAGGAUUACUGCUUAGCAAGGUAACUUCGAGGGUAAGUUCGGGGUUUCCUGUUCUACGACACGGGUUCACUUCUUAGCGAGGUGAGUCUCCAUGGCAACGUACGCUGAACGGCUAACCUGCUCUGGGGCAGGUUAGGUUCCAGAUUGAACUCACCGAGUAUAAAAACCCCACCCACUGACCAAUGAGCUCUCUCAAAAAAUGGCUUGUCUGUUCUUGGAGGAUCCUAUAGACCUUGGUGCUGGCAUUGUUCGAGGAGCACUCCGGCGCGCGAGAGUUUUCAGGGACUGCAUGGACCCACUUACUUUUCUGGAUGACCACCUUUAUGAAAGGCUCAAAAAAUGUAAACAUGAUAGGAAUGAACAAAUGAAUGAAUUCAUCUUGGAAAUAAAUUAGACAUGUCUGGUGCAUGUUAAAAGCGCAUGUUGAACAGUGCUAUUUCAGGGUUAUAAUGGCAUCAAAGAUUUUUUGCGCAUUAUAUUUACGCAUUGAGACUGUCUGCAAUUUUCUGCGGUCUUUCGCUCUCUGGCCGGCUCUGACGCUCCAGACUGGUCCAUGUUCGCGAUCGGUCCGAUGCGACGGGCUCUGCCUUACCUGCGUGCACGCGCUCAUAGCAAAGCUGGAUCCACUUACGAGGUUGAUAACCAGUGUCGUAAGACCGUUUAGCGAGACCGCUGGCUACCGCGUUAAGUUCAGCGAGGUAGCUCCAAGGCUACCUCGCUAGGUCAAACUUGCUUCGUAGAACAGGCCCCUGGUCAUACCAAAGCGAUUGUAAACAAAUGGGUUUUCAACAGCUUUUUGAAAAUAUACACAGUGUCCACAAGUUCCCUUUUAGAGCUAAAACUAAUCUACAAAAGCUUUUUAUAGGCCCUAAAGAGGAAUAAUGUACUACCUUCCCAAAAAUUUACUUUGGAAUAUGAUGCAGAGAAAAUAUACUUCUUGGAUUGACCUACUUCCCAUUCCUUCCUCUCUUGAUGUUGUAAGUGGACUGGUUGUUAUUCUUAUACAUAAUAUACUCUUACCGUGAGGCUUUGUGUAUCAUUACUGAACAAAUGCACAUUGUAUCCUCCUUAUUGAAUGAUUAUUGAUUUAAUCUAAGUUUUUUUUUUUUUUUUUCCUUUGCUUACAAGUGAUUUAACGAGAAGGCCAAAGCUGUCUCUCUUCCUCCUCAGCAACCACCUUCCUCUUCAUUAAAGGGUCUAUAGGUCUCUUUGGUGGUAUUUUUGUAAAGAUGCUGUUAUUUCAAACUAGCAUGCUUUGUAUCCAAUGUUUUAUUCUGUGUUGUUCUAGAUGAAAUGAGGAUUUGCAGUAAAUGGACACGAAGAGAGCUCCACAGGCUACUGUCUGCUGCUGACUGGAUUUAAAAGCAUCUGUGCAGUGGAUCGUGUAGCAUCCUGAUGAAGUUAUUCAGCUCUUCUGUUGAAUCACCUCCUUUUCUGUCGUGAAUUCACAUGAAAUGUCUUCCAUAUGGAUUUCAUUUUCAGUACAGGACUUUCUUGCACAGACCAGCCCACUUUAGUCCACAACCUUUUAGAAUGUUAUGGUAUAUAAAUCUGAAACAGAGCACUAUAUUUCCACAAUUUUGUUUUGUUUUAGUGUAAUUUAUCAAAAAUCACAUUCACACGACAAUUACGGGUACAAGUUUACAGCUAUCAUUUUACAAAUGUAAGAACAUCACACAUUUGUCUUACUAAAAAAAUGUGAAAACCCAUGACAAGUCAUUAUUGGGAAAAUGUAAAUGAAGACUUAGAGAUCCUUGGUCAUACACAUAGACUGUAUAUAUUAUGGACUACUUGGUUCCGCCUCCCGCCAGUAUACGGAUUUGAAGCCAAAAAGCUCUCGGUAAUUCCACAUUUUUUUCUCCACUUCCUGAAACCAACAUUGCACAGUAGUGUUGUACGCACUCCACCACUUGCGCAGUAGUGUUGUACGCAUUCGGCGGGAGAGUCACCGAGAGUGGCUGUGAUGACGCUCGGCUCAAACAGCGUAUCCCCACAGGUGUAUCUUCGUACACCCAUAGGCUGUAUCAAGUGACAAUCAUAGAAAACAUGAACCCCCUAAUAACGUCUAAAAAUGGAGCUGCACAGAAAAAGUACAGUAACUACAUCACAACCAGGGGGGAGAAAUAUUUGUGUUCUGUGGAAUAAAUUUCUAAAGUUUGUCCACAGCUUCAUAUGGAUUGCUGGAGGAGGCGGGAUUUAUGACCUAUACUGCAGCCCGUUACUAGCGGGUGCUGUUUUCGGAACGGCUUCACCCAGCGAGGAGGCAGAUGCUGUCCAUUCUUUAUACAGUCUAUGGUCAUACAUUAUGUCAUUCAAACUCUCUUGUUUUGUUUUAUUUAUUCAAGUAUCACGAGGUCAGACCAUUUUUACUGUACAGUGCUGUAUCAUUAAAUUAUCUGACAUAUUUCAUACAGCUUACUGUAGCUUCUCUUUCUCACAUCCAGACUAACCCCUCUGGACUUCUGUGCUGAGUUGUGGCGCUCUCUCACACUGUAAAAGUCAACAGCUUUUAUUUUGAAGAGCCUCUUUCCGGUUCUUGUGUCGCUGGCUCCGCCUUUGGUUGGCUUUAUAAAGCAGCGAUGUCUCAUGGCAGAUCAGCGGCCAGCCCUGAAAGUCGGAGCGGCGAGAAAAGUACGCGGUGCUCUUUGUUACUGUAAAACUGGUUCCACCUCCGCGACGUCGUUAACAUGAGAAAGAAACUUCUUCACUGACCGCCGGGAAGUGAAAUUUCGGCGAAGGGUCAGUUGUGCCGUUCCCUUCCUGGAACUUCAGCCAGUCCAGCAGCCGUUCAGCUCCGACCACACCCUCCCUGCUUCCUCAUACUGCAGCGGGAGCGCGCAGCACGACUUUGAAUCCCCGGGAAUAACGGCCCUUUCCUCGGCUACCUUUGGGAUUUCAUGUUCGGGGAACUAGACGAAACAUGUGAGUUGACUGUCCAAAGACUUUUGAGCGGUUAUGGCGCUGAAAAGCAAGUGUCAGCAGGGGCUAUGCGGGGCUUCACAUUCUCUGGUCCCGUGUCAAGACGCCUAGAGGAAGAGGAGGAGGAGGAGGAGGAGGGCGGACAGAAGGACGAUGCAUAUGGAGUCCAAGCGACUGCAGCAUUCGCUAGCUUCCAACCCGGGGCUGUGUUUGAAAAAGAAGAGGUUAAAAGUGGAUGGAGGAGUUUGUGCUGUUGGAAAGUCGGGCUCCCGGUCUUUAACUCUGGGGGACUCAUGAAACGAUGGUGCUGAAGGGAAACACGGGUGGUGCCCCGUUUGUACCCAGCAUGAGAAUACCAGGCCGGUCAAAGUCAUUGGAAGCAAGUCGGACAAGACGUCGGUGCUUUUUCAGGCUGCUUACCCUGUCAAGAGUGGACCUAAAAUGACAUCCUAUUUAUUAAUGUAAAGAAAAAAAGAGCGAAGAAUCGAUCAAGCUAAUGUUGAGGGAUGUUUUUCUCUGCUAAAAAAAGACCCAAAGAAAAGACAUCUAGUGUUAAAUAGCAGGAAAGGAUCAGCAGAUGUCAUAAAUCAGGAAUGUGAUCUCCUUUAUGAAAAGAAAUGCAGCUUUUGACUUUGAACAGCUCUCAGUCUGCACUUUGCCUGUUUGGAGGCACCCUGGCACUGCAUUUGGUGUGAUUUCUUCUUAAAGUUCACAGCCUGUGAAGUUUUUUUCUGUUUGACCAAAACUGGGACUGGGAUUAGAUUAACCACAUCUGUAUUUUGCUGGCAUUUAUGUUCAUCUAAAGAGAUAAGAGCAUUUUAUACUGAUAAUUUUAACCCUUGUGCUGCCCUUCAGGGUCAAAAAGACCCAGUCAGUAUACCCUCGCCCUAUUGGGGUGAAUUUAGCCUCCAGUCAGCGUGGACUAAGAUAACCCAUGACUCCUGAUUGUUUUACCCCGCCUGGGUCGAAUAGACCCCAGUCAAGUAUGGAUUUGAGAAUCGUAAACUCGCGCCCCUGCCCUCGGCAGGGUCAAAUAUACCCCACCGUGGUGUACAUAGCCUUUUUUUUUUUUUUUUCAUUUAUUUAUUUAUUUAUUUAUUUUUACUCAUUUGAACUCAUGACUCCUGACGUUCCAGCGCGCAUCUCAAACAGCAUAAACCCCUGGACCCGAUUCUCGCUCAUCCAGUCAAGUAUCCUGUGGUGGUGGCGGCGUUGAGGACCCCCUGUAUUUUACAGCGUGAGGACUGUAAAAAAAAAAAAACAUAAAGCUCUAGGUUUUACUUUCAAGGCUACACUACAUAUAGAGACUAAGAAAACUUGGAAACUUGGAGGACUGGAAAAAAAAUAAAUAAAUAAAAUAAUUUUUAGGAAAGGAUGUCGGUAUCAACAAAAGUUCCAUCUCAAGAGUUGAGUAGAAUAGAGUGAAAACUGUAUUCAUCACGGCAGGGAAACUUAGAGAGUGUCAGAGAGCUUGCAAAUACAGAUAACAACAGCCGCACUACCUAAUUCAUAUAAAUGAGCACAACCUAUCACAAAAUAAAGGCAGUACAGUGAAAAGGCAAGGGGAAUUUGUUUUUACACACGCUUUUGUCUCAGAGAGUUUCACAUAGCAUUAUAAUGCCAACAUCAUCUGCCCUUAGACCCUCACGUCAACUGAGGAAAAAUGGAGAAAUAAGACAAAAAAAAAUUGGAGAAACCUCAGGGUGAGCAACACAGGAGAGAUCCCCUCACCCAGGACGGGGCAGACCUGCAACAGAGGUUCUAUACAGACAAAAACAAACAAACAAAAAAAAAACGGGUUUACUACACAUAAUGUGCCGAACACGACAUUCCAUUGUUGCCUAACAGGAAAACAGAAAAGUUUUCUCAAAAGUGUUGAACACCGACAAAAAGGACCGUAGAGGAGAGACUACAGUACAGUAAGUAUUCUAUAUGUAUCUAUCUAUCUAUCUAUCUAUCUAUCUAUGUAAAGACAUGAAUAUAUUUGCAUUUUUCGUGACUCGUGCGCCCUGAGAGUGGCAGCAAGUCACAGCAGCUCCUCACAGAGUUCGCGUUUUUGCCUUCUUAUUGUUGUUUUUUUGCACCUCAUUUAUACCCUUAUUGUUAUAACUGCAUGUUUGCACUUUUUGUCUUGUCUGUGAUGCUGCUGUGACAAAAAAAAUUUCCCCAUGGGGGGAUCAAUAAAGGAAUAUUCUAUUCUAUUCUAUUUGUGUUUGUUCAUCUUCUCACUCUGUGUGCUUUUAAAGCAAGGGAAUGGCUGUGAUAGCUCCAACAAAACAAUGUGAACGCGUAGUAGUGUAGGGUAUUGUGAAUUCCUAGAACGACAAAAUCUGUUCGGAUUUUGGACAAAACCUGUUCGGAUUUUAGAUCAACUCAGAAAUCCAGUCAAACAAUAAAGUUUCUCUCUCUCUCUCUCUCUCUCUCUCUCUCUCUCUCUCUCUCUCUCUCUCUCCCUCCCCCCUCUCUCAACAUGCGGUAACUGGCUCUCUCUUUCCCUUCACAGUCGCGCUGCAUUUCACAGGGCCGCUUCAUUCCGUUAUUGCCUAGGAGGACAGAAAACAGAAAAGUUUUUCUCAAAAGUGUUGCAGACCGACAACCGGGACCGUAGAGGACAGACCAGAGAACAGUAAGUGUUCUAUAUCUAUCUGUCCCCCGCUCCAGGAUUUGGCCUCUGACGCGCCGCACGUCGACGGAGAGGAGCAGGAAAGUGCGCUCUACCCCCCGGUCACGUCGUCUCUCAGCCUACGCGUCCGUUCUUCUCGUCAGCUGAGCCGGCGACGGCAUGGGGACGGAAAGGACGGACCCGUGGUUCUGAGACGACGCGUCCCCCGCUCCAGGAUUCGGCCUCUGACGCGCCGCACGUCGACGGAGAGGAGCAGGAAAGUGCGCCUCCGCGGCUACGGUCCAAGACCGUCCCGAGGAGGGGAAAGCGCCGAAGGCGAGUUUGGAAAAAGGGAAAAACGCGGGACGGAGGAUUCGUCUGCGAGUCGACGUGCUGAGAAACCCCCGACGCUCUCCUGUUCCCGUUCCGGCCGGCUACCGCCGCGAAGACGUUCUCGACGAGGGAGAAAAGGGCGCGCGACUGCGGCCGAACGUGUGGCGCGCGGAUGGAGACGGAUGGAGGACGCCUGGGCUUUAGAGGUAAGAUGUGUGUGACCUGUGCGCGUGUGUUUUCUACACUGCCUGUGUAUUCUACACUGCCUGUGUAUUCUUUUUUUGUUUGUUUGUUUGUCCCCGCUCCUCGUGUUCGGCCUCUGACCCGCCGCGAGUCGACGGAGAGGAGCAGGAAAGUGCGCUCUCCCCCUUCCCCGGGGGCGUCCGGCCUCCGAGGGCGGCCUCCGCGGCUACGGUCCAAGACCGUCCCGAGGAGGGGAAAACGCCGAAGGUGAGUUUGAAAAACGGAAAAACGCGGGACGGAGGAUUCGUCUGCGAAUCGACAAGAAAACCCCGACGCUCUCCUGUUCCCGUUCCGGCCGGCCUCCGCGGCUACCGCCGCGAAGACGUUCUCGACGCGGGAGAAAAGGCGCGCGACUGCGGCUGAGCGUGUGGCGCGCAUCCUGUGAGGAACGGACGGAGAGAGAGAGGGAAAGAAAGAAAGAAAGAGACAAAGGUUUCAAAGAUUUUUUUUUUAUUUUAUUUUCAUUUCUAAGAGCAGAAAAUACUGUAAAGAUGUCUCAACGCCAACAGAAAGAAAGUGUUUGUACAUAAAAAGUGUUUUCAAAUGAAAAAAAAAUUAUAUAUAUAUAUAUAUAUAUAUAUAUAUAUAUUUAAACAUUAUUUUAUUUAUUUAUUUAUUUUUAAAAAACUACACCUUGCUUCAUCAUACAGUGUUGUUUUUUUUUCUUUCCUCACUGCAGUGUCCCAGAAUGGUGAGGCUUAGCGAAGAGGACAACGCCUGGGCUCCAGAGGCACGAGUCGGCACCCCACCGUAGGGAGUGAAACCACUGUAUCACUCGGUCAGUUGUAAAACACAAAAGUUUGAAUUGUAUAAUCGGCAGAGGUUGGAGAGCGUCGGAGUUGUCGUGUCGUCUCUAAGCCAACGUGUCUGUUCUUCUCUUCCACUGAACCGGUUGCGUUUUACUUUGCACAUUUCAGUCAGGAAGGUGAGCGGCUGGUUCGGAGUUAGAGAAGAACGAAUUCGUGGUUCUGAGAUGACGUGUCCCCGCUCCUCAUAUUUAGUCCUCUGACACAAAGACAUCACAAAAUGUGGACUCGAUAUCACUGACUGUGCUGACUCUGUGUGUGAGUGUGUGUGUGUGUGAGUGUGUGUGUGUGAGUGUGUGUGUGUGUGUGUGUGUGCGUGUGUGUGUGUGUGUGUGUGUGUGUUCCGCACUGCCUGUGCGAGUUUCUCUUUUUGGUUUUACAGCGCUCUCUGCAUGACCGGCCAUUCUGUGAGGGAAGAAGAGAGAAAGACACACGAAGUUUCUCCAGAUUUUAUUUUUCAAUUCUAAGAGCAGAAAAUAUUGCGAAGACGUCUGAACACCAAAAGAAAGAAAGUGUUUGUACAUAAAAAGUGCUUUACAAAUACAUUUUUUUUUUUAAAAGCACGCCUGUCCAAGGCUCGGUGAGGUUUAGGGAAGAGGACAACGCCUGGGCUCCAGAGGCACGAGUCGGCAUCCCACAUGCCGUCGUCGCCGUUACCGCCGUCGACCGGCCCACCCGGACCGACUGAAUAUUCUCUCGUCCACGCCCGCGACAUCGCCUCCGCUUUUUUCAUGUUCGUCACCCCGUCGAUAGAACGCAUCAUCUUGGAGAUGACUAAUUUGGAGGGAUGACGGAAAAUCGGAGACGGCUGGAAACGCAUGGAUGCCGUCGACCUUCGCGCCUACAUGGGGCUGCUGCUUUUAGCCGGCGUCUACAGGUCCCGAGGCGAGGCGACCGCCAGCUUGUGGGACGCUGAGAGCGGACGGUCCAUCUUCCGCGCCACGAUGCCGCUGAAAGUGUUUCACGCCUACUCUAGACUGCUGAGAUUCGACGACCGCGAGUCGAGACCCGCCAGAACCUGGGCAUGCGGGUCGUGCUCGAUGUCACCGAGGGACUGAGGGAUUGCAACGUCACCUGCGACAAUUUCUUCACCUCUUACGAACUCGGGCAGCAGCUGCUGAAAAGGAACAUGACCAUGGUGGGCACCGUUCGAAAAAACAAGCCGGAGCUCCCCCGGCCCUUCUCUCGCCGAAGGGAAGAGCGGUGUUCUCGUCGAAAUUCGCCUUCACGUCGACCACUGCCGCGGUCUCUUACGUGCCCAAGAAAAACAAAAACGUGCUGCUGGUUAGCACGAAGCACACGGAGGCCGAAGUCAGCGACCGCCGCGACAGAAAGCCGGUCAUCAUACUGGACUACAACCGCUGCAAAGGAGGUGUCGAUAACCUCGACAAGGUGAUCGGAACCUACAGCUGCAGAAGGAUGACGGCUCGCUGGCCCCUGGUCGUGUUCCACAACAUCCUCGACGUUUCCUCCUACAAUGCCUUUGUGAUAUGGAGAGAACUAAACCCCGAAUGGAUGCCUCAGAAGCGGAACAAGAGAAGGGUGUUCCUAGAGCGGCUGGGAAAGGCGCUGGUGACUCCGUUGAUAGAAAGAAGGGAGCGUCUCCCUCGCACGGAAGCGUCAGCGGAAGUCGUCCGAGUCGUUCGUAGCGCCGCGUCUAGAUCUAGAACUUGCGGUGAGGGCGAGGGCGAGGGCGAGGACGCCGCCGGAGCGGCGUCGGGAGCGGACGGCCCGACCGGGGCGAGGAAGAGGAAGAGGUGUCAGUUUUGCCCGCGGGCGAAGGACAACAAAACUUCUACCAUGUGCAGCGGGUGUAAGAAAUAUAUCUGCAAAAGUUGUUCGCUCCCGUACUGCGCUGAGUGUGCCGCUGAGAAUUUGGAGACGGGUUGAUCGCCGACACACGCACACACACACACGCACACACAUGCACACACACACACGCACGCACGCACGCACACACCAUGUGUGACCCCUCGAGACGUGGGAUGCGGUCGGUUGAACUGUCCGCAACCGGGGUGACUAGUUUUAGAGGCAGAGAGGCAGCCUGGCAGGACCGCAUCAGAAGAGGAAAUACUUACGACUUUCCAAAGAUGAAAAUGUCACGGGAACUGCCGAAAAGACACGAGAGCAUGAUGAACAGCGAGGACCCGGACAUUGAGGUUGUUGGUGGCGACGUGGGUAAAAAGCUACACUUUAACCCCGUUAGAGCGGCAGUGGCAUUACAGCUGUGCAGAAAGCUCAAGGUAGACUGUAGAAAGAGGUAUAGCAAAUUCACGGAUGUCUGUGAAUUAGGAGCUCCUUGUAAGAACGUGAAGAUUAAAAGCGACGGGAAUUGCUUCUUUAGGGCAGUCAGUGUAGCCGUGAGCGGUACCGAACGCCAUCACGGAAGAAUAAGAGAAGCUGUGGUGAAUCACUUGCAAAGCAAUGAAGCUGCGUACGCCAACAUUCUGAGAAGGGGUUACCUUUCGGUGUCGGACUUCGUCGACGCAUCUGAAAUCGGCUCUCCAGGAAGUUGGGCGACAGAGGUUGAGAUUCAAGCGACGGCGGAUUAUUUGGGCGUCGACGUAUUCACGUAUUACACCGACCGUUGGCUUCGGUACAGUUGCGACAGCGUUCGGGUCUCUAAACAGGGGAUUUAUUUAGCGAAUAGCGGCAGCCAUUACGAGACCGUCGUUUGUGUCACAAGUCCUCCGAAGCGGUCUUGUUGCGGCUACUGCAAACUAGGCGUAGUUGCGUCAGACACGUACGAUUGUCUGACCUCAAAUUCUGCCUACGCCGAUUCUGCAUCUCGAUCCGAGAUUGCUUCGCCGUCACCGACAUCGAUUCGUCCGGAUAACACGGUGUCUGUGAAUGACGUCGACUACUGCGAAAAGGCGAGCGAUGAGCGCGAGGAGGGGUCCCGCCGCUCUGACGAGCGUCGAGCUGCGAGGGAUUUUUAUCGAGAUGCCGACAGUCCUCGGAGCCGCUACGAGUAUGACGAUUACCGCAGUGACGCCGCCGAGCUAGACGUCGGAGGACGCUUCGGCGAAGAUGAGGCCUGGGAGAAUAAUCCUGACGAAGAGCGUGACCGCUAUGGAUGGCUAUCAAGGAGACGUGUAGAAAAUUAUAUUAUCGUUGAAAAUAUGGAGCAUCGUCCCUACGGCGAUAGCCUUGUAACUCCGGGCGACGCGGAGGAUACCGCCGAAGCUGAUUUACCGCGUAACAGCGUUGCGGAUUGGCGUGAACUUUUCGACCGCUCUGAUGAGCGUCGAACUCCGAGGGACUGGGAGGGCACGAGUGACCGCGAUGCCGACUUUUACCGAGAUUCUAACAGUCCUUGGAGUCGCCGUGAGUAUGACGAUUACCGCAGUGACGCUGCAGAGCUAGAAGUCGAAGGGCGCUUCGGUGAAGAUGAGGCCUGGAGGAAUACUCCCGACGUAGAGGGCACGAGUGACCGCGAUGCCGACUUUUACCGAGAUUCUAACGGUCCUCGGAGCCGCCGUGAGUAUGACGAUUACCGCAGUGACGCUGCGGAGCUAGAAGUCGAAGGGCGCUUCGGUGAAGAUGAGGCCUGGAGGAACUAUCUAUCGGCUAUCGGAAAGACACGUAGAAGGUGACGUUGUUGAAGACGAGGAGUGUUAUCCCUACGGCGAUAGCCUCGGAACUCCAGGUGACGCGGAAGAUACCGGUGAAGCUGAUUUGCCACGUGACGGCUUUAUGAUCGGUCCGAACUUUUAAACGAUGAGAUCUGUAUCGCGCUGUGGGAUUGCGAGGAAGAAGUUCGAGAGGAGUUUGGCUCGAAUGACCGCUACGCAGCUACCUGCCGCUGGACCGAAUUGGAGGAAUCGUGGAAAUCGUUUGUCGGUUGGCUGGGUGAGCGCUGGUGGGGCUCGGUGUCGGAAGAGUCCGUCAGGACCUUCAUGGAUUCAUCCGAGAGACGUCGCGUCAGGGAUAUCGUCGUCUCGGCGUGCUUCGGUGACACGCCCGGGGGAGUUUGUUCUUUCACAGUGAAGACCGAAAGCGGCCUGCUGUCACUUCCUUUGCUUAUCCGUCGAAGACGCUACGUGUGCACCGACUUGGCGGAAGGUGAUUUUUCGUGUCCGAUCAACAUGUUGAGAAAGCUGGCCCGUGAAACCUACACACACUUGCUCCCCCGACCCACAACGAUACCUUCCGAUCCCCAGAGCUUUUCUCUUACACGGGUAGUGGAUGAUAUGUGGAGCGUUUUAGAAUUGGUGAAAAGCGGAUGGAGUGACGUUUCCCGACCCCAUCGCAUAAUACAGUAUCUACAAAACAAGGAAGGACCCUCUGUUACGCCAGCGGCGUUAAUUUGCUGCGUAGAUGAUGACAGUCUGGGAUACCUGUUUGAGAUUAUAGACGCCAAGGGGAAGAGUCUGAAAGUAACAUUUGAUAAAUGGGGCUUCACGUUUGGAUCGGGUCUACAUUUCUCCGGACUCACAAGUCUGCUGUCACAUAUCUGUGAGGUCGAUGGAGUACACUUUGUGAUUAACUGUAGAUUCUUGCUCACUGCGAGCGAACCGGAGCGUCCGAUGUAAGACGUGUGUGUGUGUGUGUGUGUGUGUGUGGGGGGGGGUGUAAAGAGUUUGCGAACUUGUUUUUUUUUCCUUCAAGUGUUUGUAUGAGCAUGCUUCUAUAGAAAGAUUUAGGAAGAACUGCCGCUGAAAUGUGCCUAAAAAUGCAUUAUUAUUAUUAUUAUUAUUAUUAUUAUUAUUAUUAUCAUUAUUAUUAAAAUGUGAAUUCGUGCUGUAGCUUAUGCUUGCUUACAUAUUCUCGCUUGCUCAAUAAAGAUGCGAAAGCUGGCAAUUUUGCUUCAGAUGAUGACUUUAUUUGCGCGCAUCACACCAUAGAUUACAACACAACAUUGUUUUAUGGCUAAAAGUCAUAAUAGUAGCUGUACCAAUCCUCAAAGGACAUCUCGUCAUUCAUCAUUAAAAUUCAACUUUGUCCUUCUGAUCAAAACAUCAUUGCUCAACAGUGUGGUAUCGGCUAGAGAUAUCAGGUCAUCUCUCGCCUCCCCUCCGUCUGCUCAUUAUUAUUAUUAUUAUUAUUAUUAUUAUUAAUUUGUUAAUUUUAUUAUUAUUAUUAUUAUUAUUAUUAUUAUUAUCAUUAUUAUCAUUAUUAUCAUUAUUAUUAUUACUAUAUGUGUGUGAGUAUAUAUUUCCACAUUGGGGACAGUGUGACCCCUAAGACGUGGGAUGCAGGUUUUUUUUUUUUUACUGUGUGAGGACUACAGGACUUUUCACCGGGUCAAAAAGACCCCAGUCAUCACUGGGUCAAAAAGACCCCAGUCAGUACCCCAGUCAGUGUGACCCCUGAGACGUGGGAUGUAGGUCUUAACUUGAGGACAACAGGAGGGAUAAGGCAAUCCACCAGAAAUAUGCCUGACAGAAGUUCAGUCUCUUAUUGUAAGAAAAUAUUCUGGAUGUUAUUGACUCAAAGUAAUGCAGUUAGCGAGUUUGACUCUUUCUACGUGUUUACAUGAAGAGUAUAUAUAUUCUGUGUGUACAGCUGAUGACCCAUACUCUGAAGGAAUUUAAGGAAGACUGUUUGGCCAGUUGACUUUCUCAAAGUUUGUGAAAAGCAGUUCAGGCUUAGCUUGGAAACAGUACCAUGUAAUGUGCAGCACCCUAAAAAGCAUAAAUAAGUGAACUAAGUAACCCUCCCACCCUCACCCACCCCCCUCCUUAUUAUGGCUAGUGGUGGCUCUGGCAUGGCUCUGCCCCUAAGCUCAUUCCAGAGCUUAGGGGCAGCAGCGGCAAAUGCUCUGUCCCCUCUGAGCUUCAGCCUUGUACUGGGGACGGUCAGUAAAAGCUGAUCAGCUGAUCUUAGGGGUCAGGGUGGGCAAUAAGGCUGUAGCAUCUCCGAAAUAUAGGGUGGAGCAAGGUUGUUCAGGCCCUUAAAAACAAAUGCUAAAAGCUUAAAAUGAAUUCUGUACUGAACAGGGAGCCAGUGUAAGGACGCCAGGAUGGGGGUGAUGUGCUCACGCCUGCAGGUCUGUGUCAGGAGACGUGCAGCAGAGUUCUGCAUAAGCUGCAGGCGGGCAAGGGAAGCCUGGCUAAUCCCUACGUACAAGGAGUUGCAGUAAUCAAGACGGGUAGUGAUAAAAGCAUGGAUUAAUUUUUCCAGGUCAGGUCUUGAUAAAAUGGGCUUCACCUUCGCUAUUUGGCGUAGCUGAUAAAAACUUUUUUGUACCACCCCGCUGAUCUGCUUGUCAAAUUUAAAAUCAGGGUCAAAUUUAACUCCCAGAUUAGUGACGACCUCUUUAAGGUAGGGUGAGAGGGAGCCUAGGUCGAAAACCCUUAAAACAGGCAGAAAAAAGAGAAAACUAAAAAAAAGAAAAAGAAGAGUAUUUCUGAAAACAAAAAAAACAACAACAAAAAAACACCCUAAGAAAACUAAAAAACAAAAAAGAAAUAUUUCUGAUUCUUGGGGUUAAGAAAGCCUGAGAAGUGGAAGAAGUAACUUCCCCGAAGUAAGGAACUACUUAAAAAAAAAAAAAACUCUUCAAAAAGAAAUCUCCAAAAACAAAAAUAAAUUAAGACAACUGAUGAAAAAACAAAAAAGAAAAAAAAAAACAUCAACAUGGGAAAAAAAAAAAAAAAUAAAAAAAAAAAAAAAAAAAAAAAACUACUGGAAAGAAAAUUAAAAAACAACAAACAAAAGCACCCAUAACCCGGUGUUUUUCACACAAAAAAUAAAAUAAACCUUGCGGUUUUCCGUCCCAUGGGAGGGUUUUUAUCCCCCUCCUCGAGCUACCACCUUACCGUGGUGGAGGGGUUUGUGUGUCCCAAUGAGAGUUAAUUCUGAUUUACUCUUGCUGUUGUCAAAAAGUGCUAAAAUUUCUCUGAAUUUCGCAUGUUAAGUAGGCCCAUGUCAGUUUUAAUCCUUGCAGGACUCUUGUUUUCACUUUUCAUCAGCAGAGGAAAAGCUUUUGGAUAACUGAUUAAUAUAGAGUUCAGGGGAAAGUAUAUCUGCAAUGUAUAAUCAAUAAUGACUUUAUCUUCAUGAGUAAAUAUGAUUUGUACAUUUAAAGAGAACUAUUUUUUAAUUUUGGUUCAACAAUGGACAGAAGUAGACAGGCAAGAUGGCGUCUGUAAAGUUCAGUUCAACAGCUGGUGUGUCAUACUAAGUUUUCUUAUUUAACCCAUCAAUACAUAUCAAUUCAUAAAGCAUCUAUUACAAAAACAGCUCAAAUCAAUGUGGGUUAACAGCAGGUUUGAAAAAUACAUGAUUGUUAUAGGGUGUGCUUUUUUUACAUUUAAAUGUGAAAAAUUCAAAUGUAAACAAACAACAAGAGAAUAUGGCAUCAAAGGAACAAUUCCGUGAUGACAUCAUUAUGACAUCAUCACGGCUUUCAUCUCGUGUUACUAACUGGAAGUAGAGCAGCUGUCCAGGGUAUCGUUUGAACCUUUCAGCGAGUAGCUACACUUAAAGAAAGAGACAAUCGAAAUCUUCAAAGUAAAAACGUGGAAGAAAGCGAAAAGCAAAGAUGGAAAACAUGUCCGAGGAAACCCACGGCGAAAUGACGGAUCCACAGCACGUCCACCUAAGGUAAGGAGAAAAAAACGGUUCAAGGGGUCCCUGUGUGAAGGUGUUUCUAUAAAACCGCGCCUCAACCUUUUUCUUUCUGCUCCUUUUCAUUCACAUGAAAAUUUUUCCUUGUUUGUAUUGAAUGUGUCAUAUACUAACAGACUGAAAUAAAGUAUGUACACAGCGCCCUGACUUUAUUGAAAUGAAGUCAUGUGUUUGGAGGUUAAGGCUCUGUUUGUGUAGAUACCAACAGUUUGGGUCGGGUCAGAACUGCUGACAUUCAUACAGCUCAUUCAGACGACUCAGAGAAUGAGAGUAUUUGGAAUUUUCCAAUAUUUAUCAUGUCUCAGAUUUGUGCACAUCAGUUUGUGAAUGACAGAUAUUGUAUAGAAAGACUUAGCUUUCAGACCCUUUACAACAAGAUCUUCAGUGCUUCUCAUCUUUUUCUUUUAGCUUCCCAUCUGAAAGCUCUGUGGAGGAAAUGGCUCAAGACAGACCAGAUCAAGAUGAGACAGAGAAAACGGAGAUUGAUAACAGCAUCAUACAGAGACUUCAAGACAGACCAGAUCAAGAUGAGACAGAGAAAACGGAGAUUGAUAACCGCAUCAUACAGAGACUUCAAUCUGGCUGGAUAGGCACUCUUCAUGUCGUUUUCCUGGUGCUGCUUUUAGUCCUAAUCACUGUCAUUGUUGGCCUGAGCAUCAAUGUUAAGCAGUUACAGAAAGAAAGGAGUCAGCUGAGACAGCUUCUAGAAUCAACACACAUGGGACUGAACCACACCAUGGAAGUAAAUCAAAAAGUGAGCCAGAGUCUGAACUUCACCGUGGAAGAAAAUCAAAAACUGAGGCUGAGUCUGAACUACACCAUGGAGGAGAAUCUGAACCUGAGCCUGAGUCUGAACAACACCAUGGAAGAAAAUCAGAAAUUGAGCAGAAGACUAAACUACACCAUGGAAGAAAAUCAGAAAUUGAGCCUGAGUCUGAACUACACCAUGGAAGAGAAUCUGAACCUGAGCCUGAGUCUGAACAACACCAUGGAAGAAAAUCAGAAAUUGAGCAGAAGACUAAACUACACCAUGGAAGAUAAUCAGAAAUUGAGCAGAAGACUAAACUACACCAUGGAAGAUAAUCAGAAAUUGAGCCUGAGUCUGAACUACACCAUGGAAGAUAAUCUGAAACUGAGCCGAAGACUCAACCACACCAAGGAAGAAAAUCAAAAACUGAGCCUGAUUCUGAGCUACUCCAUGGAAGAAAAUCAGAGACUGAGCCGAAGACUAAACCACACCAUGGAAGUAAAUCAAAAAGUGAGCCAGAGUCUGAACUUCACCGUGGAAGAAAAUCAAAAACUGAGGCUGAGUCUGAACAACACCAUGGAGGAGAAUCUGAACCUGAGCCUGAGUCUGAACAACACCAUGGAAGAAAAUCAGAAAUUGAGCAGAAGACUAAACUACACCAUGGAAGAUAAUCAGAAAUUGAGCCUGAGUCUGAACUACACCAUGGAAGAUAAUCUGAAACUGAGCCGAAGACUCAACCACACCAAGGAAGAAAAUCAAAAACUGAGCCUGAGUCUGAGCUACUCUAUGGAAGAAAAUCAGAGACUGAGCCGAAGACUAAACCACACCAUGGAAGUAAAUCAAAAAGUGAGCCAGAGUCUGAACUUCACCGUGGAAGAAAAUCAAAAACUGAGGCUGAGUCUGAACUACACCAUGGAGGAGAAUCUGAACCUGAGCCUGAGUCUGAACAACACCAUGGAAGAAAAUCAGAAAUUGAGCAGAAGACUAAACUACACCAUGGAAGAUAAUCAGAAAUUGAGCCUGAGUCUGAACUACACCAUGGAAGAGAAUCUGAACCUAAGCCUGGGUCUGAACAACACCAUGGAAGAAAAUCAAAAACUGAGGCUGAGUCUGAACUACACCAUGGAAGAGAAUCUGAACCUGAGCCUGAGUCUGAACAACACCAUGGAAGAAAAUCAGAAAUUGAGCAGAAGACUAAACUACACCAUGGAAGAGAAUCUGAAUCUGAGCCAAAGAUUAAACCACACCAAGGAAGAAAAUCAAAAACUGAAGCUGAGUCUGAACUACACCAUGGAGGAGAAUCUGAACCUGAGCCUGAGUCUGAACAGCACCAAGGAAGAAAAUCAAAAACUGAGCCUGAGUCUGAGCUACUCCAUGGAAGAAAAUCAGAGACUGAGCCGAAGACUAAACCACACCAUGGAAGUAAAUCAAAAAGUGAGCCAGAGUCUGAACUUCACCGUGGAAGAAAAUCAAAAACUGAGGCUGAGUCUGAACUACACCAUGGAGGAGAAUCUGAACCUGAACCUGAGUCUGAACAACACCAUGGAAGAAAAUCAGAAAUUGAGCAGAAGACUAAACUACACCAUGGAAGAAAAUCAGAAAUUGAGCCUGAGUCUGAACUACACCAUGGAAGAGAAUCUGAACCUGAGCCUGAGUCUGAACAACACCAUGGAAGAAAAUCAGAAAUUGAGCAGAAGACUAAACUACACCAUGGAAGAUAAUCAGAAAUUGAGCCUGAGUCUGAACUACACCAUGGAAGAUAAUCUGAAACUGAGCCGAAGACUCAACCACACCAAGGAAGAAAAUCAAAAACUGAGCCUGAGUCUGAGCUACUCUAUGGAAGAAAAUCAGAGACUGAGCCGAAGACUAAACCACACCAUGGAAGUAAAUCAAAAAGUGAGCCAGAGUCUGAACUUCACCGUGGAAGAAAAUCAAAAACUGAGGCUGAGUCUGAACUACACCAUGGAGGAGAAUCUGAACCUGAGCCUGAGUCUGAACAACACCAUGGAAGAAAAUCAGAAAUUGAGCAGAAGACUAAACUACACCAUGGAAGAAAAUCAGAAAUUGAGCCUGAGUCUGAACUACACCAUGGAAGAGAAUCUGAACCUGAGCCUGAGUCUGAACAACACCAUGGAAGAAAAUCAAAAACUCAGGCUGUGUCUGAACUACACCAUGGAAGAAAAUCAGAAAUUGAGCAGAAGACUAAACUACACCAUGGAAGAUAAUCAGAAAUUGAGCCUGAGUCUGAACUACACCAUGGAAGAUAAUCUGAAACUGAGCCGGAGACUCAACCACACCAAGGAAGAAAAUCAAAAACUGAGACUGAGUCUGAGCUACUCCAUGGAAGAAAAUCAGAGACUGAGCCGAAGACUAAACCACACCAUGGAAGUAAAUCAAAAAGUGAGCCAGAGUCUGAACUUCACCGUGGAAGAAAAUCAAAAACUGAGGCUGAGUCUGAACUACACCAUGGAGGAGAAUCUGAACCUGAGCCUGAGUCUGAACAACACCAUGGAAGAAAAUCAGAAAUUGAGCAGAAGACUAAACUACACCAUGGAAGAGAAUCUGAAUCUGAGCCAAAGAUUAAACCACACCAAGGAAGAAAAUCAAAAACUGAGGCUGAGUCUGAACUACACCAUGGAGGAGAAUCUGAACCUGAGCCUGAGUCUGAACAACACCAUGGAAGAAAAUCAGAAAUUGAGCAGAAGACUAAACUACACCAUGGAAGAGAAUCUGAAUCUGAGCCAAAGAUUUAACCACACCAAGGAAGAAAAUCAAAAACUGAGCCUGAGUCUGAACAGCACCAAGGAAGAAAAUCAAAAACUGAGCCUGAGUCUGAGCUACUCCAUGGAAGAAAAUCAGAGACUGAGCCGAAGACUAAACCACACCAUGGCAGAAAAGUCACAGCUUCAAGUGCAGAUUGAGGAGAUGAAAAUCAUAUUGAAUUCUACUAUGGAAAACCGUGACUCUUUCAGAAAAGACAAAAUCAAAUAUCAACAGCUUUUGAUCAAUGAAAGGCAGACCUCAACUCAACUAAAAGCUGAAAAUCAACGUCAACAAUCAAUUCUGAUGUCGGAGAAACUAUCUUUCCUCUGGAGAUUCUGUGAUAAAGGCACCCUGCAAUGUUCACGCUGCCUUCCUGGUUGGGCCGAGCACGCCACACGCUGCUUCCAUUUGGCAUCACAACCAAUGAAGUGGGAAGAUGCUCGUAGGGAGUGUUUUAAUGAAGGUGCUGACCUGGCUGUUGUCUUGAAUGCUGCAGACCAGGCAUUUCUGACCAACAUGACUUUCCAGUUUACACAGCAGCAUCCAAAUGUACUGUUCCAUUCAGCAUGGAUCGGGUUGCAGGACAUGGUGCAGGAUAACAGAUUUGUGUGGGUAAAUGGUAUCAAGUCCAAGUCAGAUUUGAAGUUCUGGAUGCCUGGAGAGCCAAACAAUGCUGCGGCUCAAUGGGACAAAGACCGUGCAGGACAGGACUGUGUUGCCAUUGUCCCUCCAAAGACUGUUGGACAGAAAGGCUGGCUGAACUCCUGGGAUGAUAUUGUCUGUCGAGGCCAGCGGCACUACAUUUGUGAAACCAAAGCUCUUAUUUUGUCUCUGGAGUGAAAACUGAGGAAUGAUGAGUUUAUAACAAUUUAGAAUAAGUAUGAAUUAAUGUGAAAUAAAUGUUCUUUAUUUUGAUAAUGAUAUGGUAUUAUUAUUUGGAUUUUAAUGUGGCCUAUAUAAUAGACUGUUUUUUGUUCUUUUUUUAGUCAUAUCUAUCUAUCUAUCUAUCUAUCUAUCUAUCUAUCUAUCUAUCUAUCUAUCACAGAAUGGAGAUGACAUGGAUUAAGGUGAAGUCAGUUGCAAGUUCAACAUUUGUUAAAAAAAAAAAAAAGAACAUGUAAGAAUUGACCCUGAGAGCGGCUGUGACCAUAUAAGGAGGCAGAGGCAGGAGAUGAGUUAAACCCACACAGUGGGUAUUUAUUUGCAGUGUAUAAACCAAAAACCAAUAAAACACACCAUGCUCAGUCCAUUGUGCACACGAGAGACUCCCAGCUCAGAGGAAAGCGCUCCCCUAUAUACCCUCCCCGAUUGGGUGCUACCACGUGUAGGGGUGUGGAAAAACUGUAACCAGUUUAAUAUAACUAUUUAAAAAGCACCUACUUAAAAUAUACAAACCUAUGCUCCAGACUAAAUCAUAGAACCUAAUUUCGAGUGUACAUUAAUCACAUACUGUGAUCAUCCUCCCAAUUAAAUGUUACACGUGGCACUGUUCACCCCCCAUACCCAUCUGCCAGUUGGAACCCUCCCGGAACGCUAAAAGGCCGUUUGUUUCCCCGGGGACUCUUUUACAUGUGCACCCUGGGAGUGGAGACAGAAAGGCACAGGUAAGUGUUCACAAUAUUCACGUCAAACUGAUUUUAAACUGCACUACUUCCACCUUUUACUCAAGCACACAAAUAUGCUGAAACCCUCAUCCACAUCGUGUGCACUGUGUUACAGGUGGUGCGGCUAAAUUAACCCCCGGCUACCGGACGAGCUACCGGACGUCCCCGGAGAACACCUAUACAAAUACACACAUACACACACACACACACACCAUUAACCAAAUCAGAAUUAAAGUAUUUUGACUGAAAUACCUCUGUGGCUCAUCAUUUGCUAAUCAUGUGUAGCUUUUAAUUUAACAACCCUCAAUGUUGUGUCUACCUGCACUAUAUAUAUAUAUAUAUCAACACUGCUUAGCUGCCCCAAUCCUCAGCUACUCACUGCAGUAGUAACGGAGACAACAGAGGCCUCCGUUACAUUUCCUUCCCCCUCUCCCUUAGCUGCACAGUACCUUGUUACACAGGGUUACGGGACAGACAGUCAGCUACCAGGUUGGAUUUCCCCGGCCGGUACUUGACCACAAAGUUGUAGGGCUGCAUGGCGAGGUACCACCCUGCGAUACGCAUAUUUGCAUCCUUCAUCCGGUGCAGCCACUGGAGCGCUCGAUGAUCCGUCUCCAUGGUAAACUGGCGCCCCAACAGGUAAUACCUCAGAGACUCAGUGGCCCACUUCAUUGCAAGGCACUCCUUCUCAAUUGUGGAGUAACGGGUCUCUCGAUCCAGCCAACUUCCUGCUGAGGAACAAGACAGGCUUCAUCUCGCCUUCCACUUCUUGGAGCAGCACCGCCCCAAUGCCAACUCCGGAGGCAUCCGUUUGGAGGGUGAAGGGCCUGUCAAAAUCCGGGCUUUGCAGAACUGACUCCACACUGAUGGCUUGCUUCAGGUCCCUGAAGGCUUCUUCACAUUUUUCAGUCCACCGAACUUUGGCAGAUGCUGAGGCCUUAGUUAGAUCUGUCAAAACAGCAGCUCUCUCUGACAGAUGUGGGAUGAACUUACGAUACCACCCAACAAGUCCCAGGAAAGACUUCACUUUCUUCUUUGUGGUUGGAACUGGGUACGAGGUGAUGGCUUCCAACUUGCUCACUUGUGGGCGAAUCACCCCAUCCCCGAUGAUAUAUCCCAAGUACUCCACCUCCUUCUGAGCGAAGAUGCACUUUCGAGGAUUGAUGGUCAGUCCCGCAGCCUUGAUACAAUGAAGGACCCGUGUCAGAUGGGCCAUGUGCUCCUCCCAGGUUUGGCUAUAAACCACCACAUCGUCCAAGUAUGCUGCUGAAAACGCCGACACUUCUCGCAGGACCUGGUCCAUGAGCCUUUGAAAUGUUGCAGGUGCCCCCUGGAGCCCAAACGGCAUAACACGGAAAUGGAAAAGGCCAUAAGGUGUUGCAAAAGCUGUCAGCUUCUUCGCCUCAGGUGCUAAGGCCACUUGCCAGUAACCUUUGCUCAGAUCUAGUGUACUGAUGUACUUGGCUUUCCCAACCCUCUCCAGCAACUCAUCAAUUCUGGGCAUUGGGUAUGGGUCAAACUUGGAGAUGGCGUUAAGAUACCUGAAGUCAAUGCAGAACCUUAGGGAACCAUCCUUUUUUGGCACCAAGACAACUGGGCUGCACCAUUCACUGUCCGACACUUCAAUGAUCCCCAACUCCAACAUUAGCUGGAUCUCCUUUUUCAGCUCAGGCACCAGGCGCUCAGGGAUGCGAUAGCUUCUCUUGCGGCUAGGAGCAGUCUCCUUCAGGUGAAUGCUGUGUUGGACCAGAUCAGUAAAACCUGGCUUCUCCUGGAACAAUUCUGGAUCCAGGAGGGCUUCCACACCCUUCUGUUGGUCAGGUGUUAGAUGUGCUACCUCCACCUGACUGACUCCUGCUGGACUUGUCGGAAAGAACUGCUCCUCCACCUCCUUCUCCUCAGCUGCCUGGAUGAAAAAAUGCUGUGACACUGGCUCUGGACAAUCAUGAAAUUCCUUCAACAGGUUAAUGUGAAACGUUUGGUGCUUUUUUGCUCUAUCAGGCAUAUGAAUUUCAUAAGAAACCGCACCGACCUUUUUCGUGACCUCAUAUGGCCCCUGCCAUUUUGCAAGCAGUUUGCUUUCACUUGAGGGCAGCAGCAGCAGCACUUUCUGUCCAGGCUGAAAAACCCGUUCCCUGGCCUUCUGGUCAUACCAGGUUUUUUGUUUCUCUUGGGCCAUGGUCAUGUUCUCUUUUGCUAGCGUAGCCAUCUUUUCCAACCUCUCUCUCAUCUUCACCACAUACGCCACAAUGCUCUCUCCUGAAGCCUUUGGAUCCUCCCAGUAAUCCCUCAGAAGGUCAAGAGGUCCUCUCACCUGGCGUCCAUAAAGCAAUUCAAACGGUGAGAAGCCCGUGGAAGCUUGUGGCACCUCUCUGUAGGCGAAGAGGAGGUAUGGCAACCACUGGUCCCAGUCAGAGCCUGUCUGUGACACAAACUUGCGCAACAUGUUCUUUAAAGUUUGGUUGUACCUUUCUACAAGCCCAUCUGUUUGGGGGUGAUAUGGGGUAGUUUUAAUGCCCUUUACUCCUAGGAGCUGGUACACUUGCCUCAACAACUUGGACAGGAAGUUGGUUCCACAAUCUGUGAGGAUUUCUUUGGCUAUUCCUACCCUGGAGAACAACUGCAGCAAACAAUUAGCCACAUGCCUAGCUUUUACUGAUCUAAGGAGAAAAGCCUCUGGGUAACGUGUGGCAUAAUCACACAUUACCAGAAUGUACCGGUUUCCAGAAGCACUCUUCUCUAAGGGCCCCACUACAUCCAUGCCUAUUCUCUCAAAUGGUGUUUCAAUGAGUGGUAAUGGCUGUAACAGAGCUUUCGUCACCCCCUUUCCUGCUGUAACCUGACAGAUUGAACACGAGUUGCAAAAUUUGGAAAGCUGGGUGUACAUACCCGGCCAUACAAAGCGGUUACUUACACGGCGUAAUGUCUUGUGAAAUGCCAUGUGCCCUGCCCAAGGAAUGGAAUGGCCUAGCUCCAUGAUGGUGUGCCUGAGUGACUGUGGAGCUGCUAAUGCCUGAGUACUACCCUGACACUGGUAAAGGAUACCCUUCUCAAUCAUAUAGGUAACCUCCUCCAGACAGCCUGCACUUCCCUGACUGACCCCAUCAACCUUGGAAACCUUCUGAAACCACCGCUGUAGAGUAGGAUCCUUUCUCUGUAAUUCACCUACAUUAAGUGGAAUAUCCACAUCUAAGGGCGGGCUGGGUUGGGGAAUCUCAUCCUUUUCUCUCGGGGCACCCAAAAACGUGUCCCUUCGCUUUUGGACUCUGGAUCUUCGCAGCUUCUCUACACCCACCUCCAGCUCUGCUUCAUAAAAUGGUAACUCACUGAGGGUGUUUCUCGCACUUUGAGCCCUGGUGACUACAUGACAUUCUUUAACCUCUGUCCCUGAAUUCUCUCCUGACUUCACCUGAAGGGGUUCUGGCUCUCCCGGGAUUUCCAGCACCUCAUCACAAACAGUAGGCAAGGGACUCUGCUUCUGGGGGUCCUGCACUAAAUCCAAAAGUGUAGGCACAUCUAGUCCUAAAAUGACGGGGUAUGGGAGUUGGGGCACUAAAGCCACUGAGAGGAGAAAGGUCUGACCACCCACUGUUAAAUACACCUCUGCAGUAGGGUAAGGCCUAACAUCCCCGUGUACACAUCCAAUAUCAGCUUUCUCAUCAGCCCACUGCUCUCUGGGUACCAAGCUAGCCCUUACCACUGUCUGAAAACUGCCCGAGUCAACAAGAGCUUCUUCCCGCUGACCAUUUAUCAGUACUGGAACCUUCCUACCACUUUCCUGAGUGCCUGGUUCCUGCAUCGUGGGUCUAGGGACAGAGCAGAGGAGAGAUAGCUUGCUUCUUCCUGCAGCUGGACAAGUGUACUGAGUAUGGCCUAACUCAUUACAGUGGUAACACCUGACAUCUGACUUAGCUGGCUUAUUAGCAUGGACAGGUCUACUCUGAGCAUUCUGUUUAUUACCGGGGAACCUGCCUUGAGUCUGACCAUGACCCCUGUCCCCCCCAAAGGAUUUAUUUCUCACCCCUGGGCUAUUGCUAUGGUUGGUUGCUAGGCGCGGGUGACCCCUCCUGGCCGACUGAAACACCUCUGCCAGGCGAGCAGCUUCUUCAGCAGUUUUUGGGUCAUGUUCUCGGAUCCAAACUUCCAUCUCUGGAUUCACCAUUCUCAGAAACUGUUCCAUGAUCAACAGCUCAGAAAUGUCUUUGACGGUGGUGGUUUCAGGCUUGACCCAUUUGUUGAACAUUUCUUUCAGGCGAACAUACAGCUCCCGUGGGGUCUCUCCCUGAUGAACGUCCAGGGCCCGAAAUCUUCUCCUGUAAGUCUCAGCAUUUAUUUCAUAUUUUGCCAGGAUUGCCUCUUUCACUCUCUCAUAAUCAUCUGAAGAAUCGAUGUCCAUAAGCACAUAAGCACUGCGUGCCUUACCAGUCAGCAGGGGAAUGAGCCUAACUGCCCACUCGUCCUGAGGCCAAUGGCAGACAUGGGCCAUUCUUUCAAAAGUGGCCAGAAAGUGCUCAACAUCAUCUUCAGGGGACAAUGGCAGGAGCUUGGGCUCUGGAUGAGUGUGCAGGCCUCGCUGCAGCCUUACUAUGCGAUGUCCGGAUCGGUCCAUCUCCCCCUGAUCCUCUUCAUAGCGGACUCCACUUGCACGCUGCUCCUCACCUCCCGCUUGCUCCUGUUGCUGCUCUUCUCUCAUCUCAGUUACCUGGGCCUGGAUCUGCCGAAACUGGUGCUCCAUAUUCCGCCAUCUCAACUCUUGGCGGGAAUGUUCUUUUUCCUGCUGCUUAUCUCUCACGGCUUGUGUCUGCAUGAAAGACUUCAUCAUACUCGUCAGCUCUUCCAGCUGAUUACCUCCACUGCUUGCCAUGGCCCCUUCAUCUGCAGCUGAUGGUGCUGGACCCUCCUCGGGUUCUUCCCGUCGCUCAUCUCUCUUUCCUCCUCUAGUCAUCUUUGCCUCCUUAAUCAGGUCAACAUCCCACUUCUGACACCACUUGUAAGAAUUGACCCUGAGAGCGGCUGUGACCAUAUAAGGAGGCAGAGGCAGGAGAUGAGUUAAACCCACACAGUGGGUAUUUAUUUGCAGUGUAUAAACCAAAAACCAAUAAAACACACCAUGCUCAGUCCAUUGUGCACACGAGAGACUCCCAGCUCAGAGGAAAGCGCUCCCCUAUAUACCCUCCCCGAUUGGGUGCUACCACGUGUAGGGGUGUGGAAAAACUGUAACCAGUUUAAUAUAACUAUUUAAAAAGCACCUACUUAAAAUAUACAAACCUAUGCUCCAGACUAAAUCAUAGAACCUAAUUUCGAGUGUACAUUAAUCACAUACUGUGAUCAACCCCCAAUUAAAUGUUACACGUGGCACUGUUCACCCCCCAUACCCAUCUGCCAGUUGGAACCCUCCCGGAACGCUAAAAGGCCGUUUGUUUCCCCGGGGACUCUUUUACAUGUGCACCCUGGGAGUGGAGACAGAAAGGCACAGGUAAGUGUUCACAAUAUUCACGUCAAACUGAUUUUAAACUGCACUACUUCCACCUUUUACUCAAGCACACAAAUAUGCUGAAACCCUCAUCCACAUCGUGUGCACUGUGUUACAGGUGGUGCGGCUAAAUUAACCCCCGGCUACCGGACGAGCUACCGGACGUCCCCGGAGAACACCUAUACAAAUACACACAUACACACACACACACACACCAUUAACCAAAUCAGAAUUAAAGUAUUUUGACUGAAAUACCUCUGUGGCUCAUCAUUUGCUAAUCAUGUGUAGCUUUUAAUUUAACAACCCUCAAUGUUGUGUCUACCUGCACUAUAUAUAUAUAUAUCAACACUGCUUAGCUGCCCCAAUCCUCAGCUACUCACUGCAGUAGUAACGGAGACAACAGAGGCCUCCGUUACAGAACAAUAUGACUGGAAUGAGCGUUUAAUCAAAUAAAUGUGAACAGAAACAUUUUUAGGGCAGAAAAACAUCAUCACGAGACUUUUGGAUUUCUGUCCUGCAGUUAUGGAAGAAUAUGAGGUAACACCGGGAAAUAAACCUCUGUUCAUCCCAUGGUGGAGAAAUUUAUAUUAAUUUAUAUAAUAAGGCAAUGUUAUGGAUUUAAGACAGCUAUUUUUGUCAGAAUUGAUAUUGAAUGGUAGCAGAGUACAGGAACAAUAGAAACCUUGUCAUAUUGAAAAGUGUUUGCAGUUAUUUGGGACAGGUAAAAAUGUGUGAUCUUUCAAAACACAAACUCAUUUUUUAGCGAAGAGAGGGUCAUACUUUUUGCUCUUUUGAAAAGGACUGAAUCCAAUUUGAACUCCUUAGCUGGCAGGCUGACACUACUCUGGCCUUCCAAGGGAGGGCAGCAUCUCCCCUUCAGCUGUUUCAUCACAGCUGUAGUUAUUCACAUUUCCACCAUUUGACUUUCAGUUUCGCUCAACACAACGUUUUCAGCAAAAAUAAAAAAUAAAAAAAGAGGGCAUAUAUUCUUACUCUACACUCAUAGAUAGUAUAUAUAUAUAUAGGCCUACAGUCUAUGUCAGUGGUUCUCAACUGGUCUCACUCUGGGACCCACACUUUUUUAUGGUCCUUAUGUGGCAACCCACUUUUAUAAAAUUCAAACCAGGCAAAUUUAUUUUUUAUAAAAAACGAACCUUUACAGACUCAAAUCUUUGACAUAAAUACUCCUAUUUUGUUGAAUAAAGUGCAUUUCAGAGCACAUGAACUGAGGGCGACAACUACUUAAGUUUCGUAUACAGAAAAUAUCAAAUAUCAAAUUGCACACAAUGGAGACAAGCAAAAUGAAAUAUUUGACUUAUUUGCAUCUCUGCGUUCAGAGCAUAUUCAGAAGAACACGAGGAGGACCGAGCAACAGCAUUGACAAAAGUGAAUAAAUAUCAAAUUGCACAAAAUAAAGACCAUGAAAAACAUGUAAUUUUACUGCAUUCAGGCCACAUUAAUAAGAAACCGAGGAGGACCAUGACAUGAUGCGUGCCUUUCAAAAUAAGCUAUUUUUCAAAAUAAAAAAACAUGUCAAACAUCAGAUGCGUAUUAAAUAUUUACUUUUUUGAUCAGCUGUUCACGACCCAUCCAGAACGUGUCUGGGACCCACUUUUGGGUCGGGACCCACCAGUUGAGAACCACUGUUCUAUGGUUACGCCACACAAUCUCAUUCAGUUUACAGUACAUGCUGAAGUCCCGCCCAUACCGGAACAGGAUUGGUCCCCUCUGCUGUUGGCGCUUCCCAUCAGCUUCUAUGAUUGGAUAUAUUCAUUUUGGACGGCGGCUGUUACGUCAUUAUUUCCAACCGUGUAAGGUGUUAAAUUUCAAAUCUACUCAUUGUGGCUGGAGCAUGGUGCUGGUGCAGGUAAUGCUCUGUCAUUUCACUGAAAAAUGCGAGAUUGUUCUCCUAAAUAAACACGAACCAACCAAAGAAAAGGAAAGAACCACCACACGAAGCAUUUGCGACUUAAUCAUCAGGCAGGUUGAAUUUUACACCCCUCUCACCCCCUAAAUAAGAGACCAUAUUCAUCUGCUGUUUCGUCUCCUUUAAUCGCUUUUCAUCAGGAUGUCGGUACUCUCGUUAGUGCUACUGCUGCUAUACCCACAUACAGCAACUGUCUCAAAUGGUUUGUUUUGAUUUUCCUUUCUGUUCAGAACUUCGCCUAUUUAUUUGUAUAACUUUUAUUUUUUGCUGUGUUUUGUUUGCACCUGAUAGGAAUGCCUCCCAUUUCAUUGUACAUUUACAAUAACAAUAUCAAGAUAUUCUACCCUAGUGUAUUCUAUUUGACCUGGCACUAGACCUCUUAUUUUGUCGACUUUCAGUUUCCGUUCCCCACUCCAUUACCCACGCAGAAAGUGUUUCCUCUGCCCGACCUUUCUCCUACAGGUGGCGAUCACUUCAAGCUGAUCAUCCAGACUUUUUAAAUUAAUAUUUCUUUUCCCCCUUUCUUUCUUGCUACUGAAAACUCCAAUAAAUCUGACAAUUACUCUGAGGAGAGGAUCUGGGUUUCAGGGUGGAGAAUACACCGGUUGCAGGACAGUGCGCGAGACGGUGAAGCAUGGGCUGGAAAUGUCAAAUUUAUUGCGGUUUACAAAAGCUCUACAACAUCCGGUUUAGCUGUCAAUAUAAACCUGGGAUAAUAAAGGUUUGGGGGGAAACGCAAAUAUCAUUUCCAGAGUAACAUGUGGUCAUAGGUUUACACAGGUUCAAGUAUAUAUCUUGAACUUUUUUAAAGAUAAGUCUAUCUAUCUAUCUAUCUAUCUAUCUAUCUAUCUAUCUAUCUAUCUAUCUAUCUAUCUAUCUCUUAAACUUUUCUAAAGAUCCAUAUUCAUGUCCUGUGCACAGCAUUAUCAGUCCUUGUAGCUUGCAGGUGAUGGUAGGAGCCACAGAGGGGACUGAAUACCUCCUUUUUUCAACCCUGGUUCCAUCCUUUAAGCCUUUUAACAACAACAAUAAUAGUAAUAAUAAUAAUAAUAAUAAUAAUAAACUUUAUUUGUAUGGCACUUUUCUUGAACAGUUGUCACAAAGUGCUUUAUAGUCAUCAAAAUAAAAAGGGUCAGACAACAAGACAUAAACCUUAACAAAAAGUACACUUGCAGCCAAAGUCCCGGGGCCUAUUCUACGAAGCAGGAUUACUGCUUAGCAAGGUAACUUCGAGGGUAAGUUCGGGGUUUCCUGUUCUACGACACGGGUUCACUUCUUAGCGAGGUGAGUCUCCAUGGCAACGUACGCUGAACGGCUAACCUGCUCUGGGGCAGGUUAGGUUCCAGAUUGAACUCACCGAGUAUAAAAACCCCACCCACUGACCAAUGAGCUCUCUCAAAAAAUGGCUUGUCUGUUCUUGGAGGAUCCUAUAGACCUUGGUGCUGGCAUUGUUCGAGGAGCACUCCGGCGUGCGAGAGUUUUCAGGGACUGCAUGGACCCACUUACUUUUCUGGAUGACCACCUUUAUGAAAGGCUCAAAAAAUGUAAACAUGAUAGGAAUGAACAAAUGAAUGAAUUCAUCUUGGAAAUAAAUUAGACAUGUCUGGUGCAUGUUAAAAGCGCAUGUUGAACAGUGCUAUUUCAGGGUUAUAAUGGCAUCAAAGAUUUUUUGCGCAUUAUAUUUACGCAUUGAGACUGUCUGCAAUUUUCUGCGGUCUUUCGCUCUCUAGCCGGCUCUGACGCUCCAGACUGGUCCAUGUUCGCGAUCGGUCCGAUGCGACGGGCUCUGCCUUACCUGCGUGCACGCGCUCAUAGCAAAGCUGGAUCCACUUACGAGGUUGAUAACCAGUGUCGUAAGACCGUUUAGCGAGACCGCUGGCUACCGCGUUAAGUUCAGCGAGGUAGCUCCAAGGCUACCUCGCUAGGUCAAACUUGCUUCGUAGAACAGGCCCCUGGUCAUACCAAAGCGAUUGUAAACAAAUGGGUUUUCAACAGCUUUUUGAAAAUAUACACAGUGUCCACAAGUUCCCUUUUAGAGCUAAAACUAAUCUACAAAAGCUUUUUAUAGGCCCUAAAGAGGAAUAAUGUACUACCUUCCCAAAAAUUUACUUUGGAAUAUGAUGCAGAGAAAAUAUACUUCUUGGAUUGACCUACUUCCCAUUCCUUCCUCUCUUGAUGUUGUAAGUGGACUGGUUGUUAUUCUUAUACAUAAUAUACUCUUACCGUGAGGCUUUGUGUAUCAUUACUGAACAAAUGCACAUUGUAUCCUCCUUAUUGAAUGAUUAUUGAUUUAAUCUAAGUUUUUUUUUUUUUUUCCUUUGCUUACAAGUGAUUUAACGAGAAGGCCAAAGCUGUCUCUCUUCCUCCUCAGCAACCACCUUCCUCUUCAUUAAAGGGUCUAUAGGUCUCUUUGGUGGUAUUUUUGUAAAGAUGCUGUUAUUUCAAACUAGCAUGCUUUGUAUCCAAUGUUUUAUUCUGUGUUGUUCUAGAUGAAAUGAGGAUUUGCAGUAAAUGGACACGAAGAGAGCUCCACAGGCUACUGUCUGCUGCUGACUGGAUUUAAAAGCAUCUGUGCAGUGGAUCGUGUAGCAUCCUGAUGAAGUUAUUCAGCUCUUCUGUUGAAUCACCUCCUUUUCUGUCGUGAAUUCACAUGAAAUGUCUUCCAUAUGGAUUUCAUUUUCAGUACAGGACUUUCUUGCACAGACCAGCCCACUUUAGUCCACAACCUUUUAGAAUGUUAUGGUAUAUAAAUCUGAAACAGAGCACUAUAUUUCCACAAUUUUGUUUUGUUUUAGUGUAAUUUAUCAAAAAUCACAUUCACACGACAAUUACGGGUACAAGUUUACAGCUAUCAUUUUACAAAUGUAAGAACAUCACACAUUUGUCUUACUAAAAAAAUGUGAAAACCCAUGACAAGUCAUUAUUGGGAAAAUGUAAAUGAAGACUUAGAGAUCCUUGGUCAUACACAUAGACUGUAUAUAUUAUGGACAACUUGGUUCCGCCUCCCGCCAGUAUACGGAUUUGAAGCCAAAAAGCUCUCGGUAAUUCCACAUUUUUUUCUCCACUUCCUGAAACCAACAUUGCACAGUAGUGUUGUACGCACUCCACCACUUGCGCAGUAGUGUUGUACGCAUUCGGCGGGAGAGUCACCGAGAGUGGCUGUGAUGACGCUCGGCUCAAACAGCGUAUCCCCACAGGUGUAUCUUCGUACACCCAUAGGCUGUAUCAAGUGACAAUCAUAGAAAACAUGAACCCCCUAAAAACGUCUAAAAAUGGAGCUGCACAGAAAAAGUACAGUAACUACAUCACAACCAGGGGGGAGAAAUAUUUGUGUUCUGUGGAAUAAAUUUCUAAAGUUUGUCCACAGCUUCAUAUGGAUUGCUGGAGGAGGCGGGAUUUAUGACCUAUACUGCAGCCCGUUACUAGCGGGUGCUGUUUUCGGAACGGCUUCACCCAGCGAGGAGGCAGAUGCUGUCCAUUCUUUAUACAGUCUAUGGUCAUACAUUAUGUCAUUCAAACUCUCUUGUUUUGUUUUAUUUAUUCAAGUAUCACGAGGUCAGACCAUUUUUACUGUACAGUGCUGUAUCAUUAAAUUAUCUGACAUAUUUCAUACAGCUUACUGUAGCUUCUCUUUCUCACAUCCAGACUAACCCCUCUGGACUUCUGUGCUGAGUUGUGGCGCUCUCUCACACUGUAAAAGUCAACAGCUUUUAUUUUGAAGAGCCUCUUUCCGGUUCUUGUGUCGCUGGCUCCGCCUUUGGUUGGCUUUAUAAAGCAGCGAUGUCUCAUGGCAGAUCAGCGGCCAGCCCUGAAAGUCGGAGCGGCGAGAAAAGUACGCGGUGCUCUUUGUUACUGUAAAACUGGUUCCACCUCCGCGACGUCGUUAACAUGAGAAAGAAACUUCUUCACUGACCGCCGGGAAGUGAAAUUUUGGCGAAGGGUCAGUUGUGCCGUUCCCUUCCUGGAACUUCAGCCAGUCCAGCAGCCGUUCAGCUCCGACCACACCCUCCCUGCUUCCUCAUACUGCAGCGGGAGCGCGCAGCACGACUUUGAAUCCCCGGGAAUAACGGCCCUUUCCUCGGCUACCUUUGGGAUUUCAUGUUCGGGGAACUAGACGAAACAUGUGAGUUGACUGUCCAAAGACUUUUGAGCGGUUAUGGCGCUGAAAAGCAAGUGUCAGCAGGGGCUAUGCGGGGCUUCACAUUCUCUGGUCCCGUGUCAAGACGCCUAGAGGAAGAGGAGGAGGAGGAGGAGGGCGGACAGAAGGACGAUGCAUAUGGAGUCCAAGCGACUGCAGCAUUCGCUAGCUUCCAACCCGGGGCUGUGUUUGAAAAAGAAGAGGUUAAAAGUGGAUGGAGGAGUUUGUGCUGUUGGAAAGUCGGGCUCCCGGUCUUUAACUCUGGGGGACUCAUGAAACGAUGGUGCUGAAGGGAAACACGGGUGGUGCCCCGUUUGUACCCAGCAUGAGAAUACCAGGCCGGUCAAAGUCAUUGGAAGCAAGUCGGACAAGACGUCGGUGCUUUUUCAGGCUGCUUACCCUGUCAAGAGUGGACCUAAAAUGACAUCCUAUUUAUUAAUGUAAAGAAAAAAAAGAGCGAAGAAUCGAUCAAGCUAAUGUUGAGGGAUGUUUUUCUCUGCUAAAAAAAGACCCAAAGAAAAGACAUCUAGUGUUAAAUAGCAGGAAAGGAUCAGCAGAUGUCAUAAAUCAGGAAUGUGAUCUCCUUUAUGAAAAGAAAUGCAGCUUUUGACUUUGAACAGCUCUCAGUCUGCACUUUGCCUGUUUGGAGGCACCCUGGCACUGCAUUUGGUGUGAUUUCUUCUUAAAGUUCACAGCCUGUGAAGUUUUUUUCUGUUUGACCAAAACUGGGACUGGGAUUAGAUUAACCACAUCUGUAUUUUGCUGGCAUUUAUGUUCAUCUAAAGAGAUAAGAGCAUUUUAUACUGAUAAUUUUAACCCUUGUGCUGCCCUUCAGGGUCAAAAAGACCCAGUCAGUAUACCCUCGCCCUAUUGGGGUGAAUUUAGCCUCCAGUCAGCGUGGACUAAGAUAACCCAUGACUCCUGAUUGUUUUACCCCGCCUGGGUCGAAUAGACCCCAGUCAAGUAUGGAUUUGAGAAUCGUAAACUCGCGCCCCUGCCCUCGGCAGGGUCAAAUAUACCCCACCGUGGUGUACAUAGCCUUUUUUUUUUUUUUUUCAUUUAUUUAUUUAUUUAUUUAUUUUUACUCAUUUGAACUCAUGACUCCUGACGUUCCAGCGCGCAUCUCAAACAGCAUAAACCCCUGGACCCGAUUCUCGCUCAUCCAGUCAAGUAUCCUGUGGUGGUGGCGGCGUUGAGGACCCCCUGUAUUUUACAGCGUGAGGACUGUAAAAAAAAAAAACAUAAAGCUCUAGGUUUUACUUUCAAGGCUACACUACAUAUAGAGACUAAGAAAACUUGGAAACUUGGAGGACUGGAAAAAAAAUAAAUAAAUAAAAUAAUUUUUAGGAAAGGAUGUCGGUAUCAACAAAAGUUCCAUCUCAAGAGUUGAGUAGAAUAGAGUGAAAACUGUAUUCAUCACGGCAGGGAAACUUAGAGAGUGUCAGAGAGCUUGCAAAUACAGAUAACAACAGCCGCACUACCUAAUUCAUAUAAAUGAGCACAACCUAUCACAAAAUAAAGGCAGUACAGUGAAAAGGCAAGGGGAAUUUGUUUUUACACACGCUUUUGUCUCAGAGAGUUUCACAUAGCAUUAUAAUGCCAACAUCAUCUGCCCUUAGACCCUCACGUCAACUGAGGAAAAAUGGAGAAAUAAGACAAAAAAAAAUUGGAGAAACCUCAGGGUGAGCAACACAGGAGAGAUCCCCUCACCCAGGACGGGGCAGACCUGCAACAGAGGUUCUAUACAGACAAAAACAAACAAACAAAAAAAAACGGGUUUACUACACAUAAUGUGCCGAACACGACAUUCCAUUGUUGCCUAACAGGAAAACAGAAAAGUUUUCUCAAAAGUGUUGAACACCGACAAAAAGGACCGUAGAGGAGAGACUACAGUACAGUAAGUAUUCUAUAUGUAUCUAUCUAUCUAUCUAUCUAUCUAUCUAUGUAAAGACAUGAAUAUAUUUGCAUUUUUCGUGACUCGUGCGCCCUGAGAGUGGCAGCAAGUCACAGCAGCUCCUCACAGAGUUCGCGUUUUUGCCUUCUUAUUGUUGUUUUUUUGCACCUCAUUUAUACCCUUAUUGUUAUAACUGCAUGUUUGCACUUUUUGUCUUGUCUGUGAUGCUGCUGUGACAAAAAAAAUUUCCCCAUGGGGGGAUCAAUAAAGGAAUAUUCUAUUCUAUUCUAUUUGUGUUUGUUCAUCUUCUCACUCUGUGUGCUUUUAAAGCAAGGGAAUGGCUGUGAUAGCUCCAACAAAACAAUGUGAACGCGUAGUAGUGUAGGGUAUUGUGAAUUCCUAGAACGACAAAAUCUGUUCGGAUUUUGGACAAAACCUGUUCGGAUUUUAGAUCAACUCAGAAAUCCAGUCAAACAAUAAAGUUUCUCUCUCUCUCUCUCUCUCUCUCUCUCUCUCUCUCCCUCCCCCCUCUCUCAACAUGCGGUAACUGGCUCUCUCUUUCCCUUCACAGUCGCGCUGCAUUUCACAGGGCCGCUUCAUUCCGUUAUUGCCUAGGAGGACAGAAAACAGAAAAGUUUUUCUCAAAAGUGUUGCAGACCGACAACCGGGACCGUAGAGGACAGACCAGAGAACAGUAAGUGUUCUAUAUCUAUCUGUCCCCCGCUCCAGGAUUCGACCUCUGACGCGCCGCACGUCGACGGAGAGGAGCAGGAAAGUGCGCUCUACCCCCCCCCUUCCCCGGGGGGGUCCGGCCCAGCGCCCUCUGCACGACCGGCCAUCCCGCGGGGGACGGUCACGUCGUCUCUCAGCCUACGCGUCCGUUCUUCUCGUCAGCUGAGCCGGCGACGGCAUGGGGACGGAAAGGACGGACCCGUGGUUCUGAGACGACGCGUCCCCCGCUCCAGGAUUCGGCCUCUGACGCGCCGCACGUCGACGGAGAGGAGCAGGAAAGUGCGCCUCCGCGGCUACGGUCCAAGACCGUCCCGAGGAGGGGAAAGCGCCGAAGGCGAGUUUGGAAAAAGGGAAAAACGCGGGACGGAGGAUUCGUCUGCGAGUCGACGUGCUGAGAAACCCCCGACGCUCUCCUGUUCCCGUUCCGGCCGGCUACCGCCGCGAAGACGUUUUCGACGAGGGAGAAAAGGGCGCGCGACUGCGGCCGAACGUGUGGCGCGCGGAUGGAGACGGAUGGAGGACGCCUGGGCUUUAGAGGUAAGAUGUGUGUGACCUGUGCGCGUGUGUUUUCUACACUGCCUGUGUAUUCUACACUGCCUGUGUAUUCUUUUUUUGUUUGUUUGUUUGUCCCCGCUCCUCGUGUUCGGCCUCUGACCCGCCGCGAGUCGACGGAGAGGAGCAGGAAAGUGCGCUCUCCCCCUUCCCCGGGGGCGUCCGGCCUCCGAGGGCGGCCUCCGCGGCUACGGUCCAAGACCGUCCCGAGGAGGGGAAAACGCCGAAGGUGAGUUUGAAAAACGGAAAAACGCGGGACGGAGGAUUCGUCUGCGAAUCGACAAGUGCUUUACAAAUACAUUUUUUUUUUAAAAGCACGCCUGUCCAAGGCUCGGUGAGGUUUAGGGAAGAGGACAACGCCUGGGCUCCAGAGGCACGAGUCGGCAUCCCACAUGAAGUCAAAAAAGUCUCUAUCACUCUGUCAGUUGUAAAACACCAAAGUGCAGUUGUAUAGUCGCGGAACAGUGCAGCGUGUGUACGCGCCCAAGAAAAACAGUGCAGCGUGUGUCUGAAUAGAUCAAGUUUAUAGCAAGUUUAGUCACAUCUCCGUAAAACCGUACUACACCUGCAUAAAACCUGUACUACUACCGAUCCUCCGAGUCGUUCGUAGCGCCGCGUCUAGAUCUAGAACUCGCGGUGAGGGCGAGGGCGAGGACGCCGCCGGAGCGGCGUCGGGAGCGGACGGCCCGACCGGGGCGAGGAAGAGGAAGAGGUGUCAGUUUUGCCCGCGGGCGAAGGACAACAAAACUUCUACCGUGUGCAGCGGGUGUAAGAAAUAUAUCUGCAAAAGUUGUUCGCUCCCGUACUGCGCUGAGUGUGCCGCUGAGAAUUUGGAGACGGGUUGAUCGCCGACACACGCACACACACACACGCACACACACACACGCACGCACGCACGCACACACCAUGUGUGACCCCUCGAGACGUGGGAUGCGGUCGGUUGAACUGUCCGCAACCGGGGUGACUAGUUUUAGAGGCAGAGAGGCAGCCUGGCAGGACCGCAUCAGAAGAGGAAAUACUUACGACUUUCCAAAGAUGAAAAUGUCACGGGAACUGCCGAAAAGACACGAGAGCAUGAUGAACAGCGAGGACCCGGACAUUGAGGUUGUUGGUGGCGACGUGGGUAAAAAGCUACACUUUAACCCCGUUAGAGCGGCAGUGGCAUUACAGCUUUGCAGAAAGCUCAAGGUAGACUGUAGAAAGAGGUAUAGCAAAUUCACGGAUGUCUGUGAAUUAGGAGCUCCUUGUAAGAACGUGAAGAUUAAAAGCGACGGGAAUUGCUUCUUUAGGGCAGUCAGUGUAGCCGUGAGCGGUACCGAACGCCAUCACGGAAGAAUAAGAGAAGCCGUGGUGAAUCACUUGCAAAGCAAUGAAGCUGCGUACGCCAACAUUCUGAGAAGGGGUUACCUUUCGGUGUCGGACUACGUCGACGCAUCUGAAAUCGGCUCUCUAGGAAGUUGGGCGACAGAGGUUGAGAUUCAAGCGACGGCGGAUUAUUUGGGCGUCGACGUAUUCACGUAUUACACCGACCGUUGGCUUCGGUACAGUUGCGACAGCGUUCGGGUCUCUAAACAGGGGAUUUAUUUAGCGAAUAGCGGCAGCCAUUACGAGACCGUCGUUUGUGUCACAAGUCCUCCGAAGCGGUCUUGUCGCGGCUACUGCAAACUAGGCGUAGUUGCGUCAGACACGUAUGAUUGUCUGACCUCAAAUUCUGCCUACGCCGAUUCUGCAUCUCGAUCCGAGAUUGCUUCGCCGUCGCCGACAUCGAUUCGUCCGGAUAACACGGUGUCUGUGAAUGACGUCGACUACUGCGAAAAGGCGAGCGAUGAGCGCGAGGAGGGGUCCCGCCGCUCUGACGAGCGUCGAGCUGCGAGGGAUUUUUACCGAGAUGCCGACAGUCCUCGGAGCCGCUACGAGUAUGACGAUUACCGCAGUGACGCCGCCGAGCUAGACGUCGGAGGACGCUUCGGCGAAGAUGAGGCCUGGGAGAAUAAUCCUGACGAAGAGCGUGACCGCUAUGGAUGGCUAUCAAGGAGACGUGUAGAAAAUUAUAUUAUCGUUGAAAAUAUGGAGCAUCGUCCCUACGGCGAUAGCCUUGUAACUCCGGGCGACGCGGAGGAUACCGCCGAAGCUGAUUUACCGCGUAACAGCGUUGCGGAUUGGCGUGAACUUUUCGACCGCUCUGAUGAGCGUCGAACUCCGAGGGACUGGGAGGGCACGAGUGACCGCGAUGCCGACUUUUACCGAGAUUCUAACAGUCCUUGGAGUCACCGUGAGUAUGACGAUUACCGCAGUGACGCUGCGGAGCUAGAAGUCGAAGGGCGCUUCGGUGAAGAUGAGGCCUGGAGGAAUACUCCCGACGUAGAGGGCACGAGUGACCGCGAUGCCGACUUUUACCGAGAUUCUAACGGUCCUCGGAGCCGCCGUGAGUAUGACGAUUACCGCAGUGACGCUGCGGAGCUAGAAGUCGAAGGGCGCUUCGGUGAAGAUGAGCCCUGGAGGAACACUCCCGACGUAGAGGGCACGAGUGACCGCGAUGCCGACUUUUACCGAGAUUCUGACGGUCCUCGGAGCCGCCGUCAGUACGACGAUUACCGCAGUGACGCUGCGGAGCUGGAAGUCGAAGGACGCUUCGGUGAAGAUGAGGCCUGGAGGAACACUCCCGACGUAGAGGGCACGAGUGACCGCGAUGCCGACUUUUACCGAGAUUCUGACGGUCCUCGGAGCCGCCGUCAGUACAACGAUUACCGCAGUGACGCUGCGGAGCUAGAAGUCGAAGGACGCUUCGGUGAAGAUGAGGCCUGGAGGAACGCUCCCGACGAAGAGUACGAUCGUCGCGGCCUGCUAUCGGAAAGACACGUAGAAGGUGACGUUGUUGAAGACGAGGAGUGUUAUCCCUACGGCGAUAGCCUCGGAACUCCAGGUGACGCGGAAGAUACCGGUGAAGCUGAUUUGCCACGUGACGGCUUUAUGGAUCGGUCCGAACUUUUAAACGAUGAGAUCUGUAUCGCGCUGUGGGAUUGCGAGGAAGAAGUUCGAGAGGAGUUUGGCUCGAAUGACCGCUACGCAGCUACCUGCCGCUGGACCGAAUUGGAGGAAUCGUGGAAAUCGUUUGUCGGUUGGCUGGGUGAGCGCUGGUGGGGCUCGGUGUCGGAAGAGUCCGUCAGGACCUUCAUGGAUUCAUCCGAGAGACGUCGCGUCGGGGAUAUCGUCGUCUCGGCGUGCUUCGGUGACACGCCCGGGGGAGUUUGUUCUUUCACAGUGAAGACCGAAAGCGGCCUGCUGUCACUUCCUUUGCUUAUCCGUCGAAGACGCUACGUGUGCGCCGACUUGGCGGAAGGUGAUUUUUCGUGUCCGAUCGACAUGUUGAGAAAGCUGGCCCGUGAAACCUACACACACUUGCUCCCCCGACCCACAACGAUACCUUCCGAUCCCCAGAGCUUUUCUCUUACACGGGUAGUGGAUGAUAUGUGGAGCGUUUUAGAAUUGGUGAAAAGCGGAUGGAGUGACGUUUCCCGACCCCAUCGCAUAAUACAGUAUCUACAAAACAAGGAAGGACCCUCUGUUACGCCAGCGGCGUUAAUUUGCUGCGUAGAUGAUGACAGUCCGGGAUACCUGUUUGAGAUUAUAGACGCCAAGGGGAAGAGUCUGAAAGUAACAUUUGAUAAAUGGGGCUUCACGUUUGGAUCGGGUCUACAUUUCUCCGGACUCACAAGUCUGCUGUCACAUAUCUGUGAGGUCGAUGGAGUACACUUUGUGAUUAACUGUAGAUUCUUGCUCACUGCGAGCGAACCGGAGCGUCCGAUGUAAGACGUGUGUGUGUGUGUGUGUGUGUGUGGGGGGGGGGGGGGGUGUAAAGAGUUUGCGAACUUGUUUUUUUUUCCUUCAAGUGUUUGUAUGAGCAUGCUUCUAUAGAAAGAUUUAGGAAGAACUGCCGCUGAAAUGUGCCUAAAAAUGCAUAAUUAUUAUUAUUAUUAUUAUUAUUAUUAUUAUUAUUAUUAUCAUUAUUAUUAAAAUGUGAAUUCGUGCUGUAGCUUAUGCUUGCUUACAUAUUCUCGCUUGCUCAAUAAAGAUGCGAAAGCUGGCAAUUUUGCUUCAGAUGAUGACUUUAUUUGCGCGCAUCACACCAUAGAUUACAACACAACAUUGUUUUAUGGCUAAAAGUCAUAAUAGUAGCUAUACCAAUCCUCAAAGGACAUCUCGUCAUUCAUCAUUAAAAUUCAACUUUGUCCUUCUGAUCAAAACAUCAUUGCUCAACAGUGUGGUAUCGGCUAGAGAUAUCAGGUCAUCUCUCGCCUCCCCUCCGUCUGCUCAUUAUUAUUAUUAUUAUUAUUAUUAUUAUUAUUAUUAUUAAUAAUAAUUUGUUAAUUUUAUUAUUAUUAUUAUUAUUAUUAUUAUCAUUAUUAUCAUUAUUAUUAUUACUAUAUGUGUGUGAGUAUACACUCACCGGCCACUUUAUUAGGUACACCUGUCCAACUGCUCGUUAACACUUAAUUUCUAAUCAGCCAAUCACAUGGCGGCAACUUAGUGCAUUUAGGCAUGUAGACAUGGUCAAGACAAUCUCCUGCAGUUCAAACCGAGCAUCAGUAUGGGGAAGAAAGGUGAUUUGAGUGACUUUGAACGUGGCAUGGUUGUUGGUGCCAGAAGGGCUGGUCUGAGUAUUUCAGAAACUGCUGAUCUACUGGGAUUUUCACGCACAACCAUCUCUAGGGUUUACAGAGAAUGGUCCGAAAAAGAAAAAAUAUCCAGUGAGCGGCAGUUCUGUGGGCGGAAAUGCCUUGUUGAUGCCAGAGGUCAGAGGAGAAUGGCCAGACUGGUUCGAGCUGAUAGAAAGGCAACAGUGACUCAAAUAACCACCCGUUACAACCAAGGUAGGCAGAAGAGCAUCUCUGAACGCACAGUACGUCGAACUUUGAGGCAGAUGGGCUACAGCAGCAGAAGACCACGCCGGGUGCCACUCCUUUCAGCUAAGAACAGGAAACUGAGGCUACAAUUUGCACAAGCUCAUCGAAAUUGGACAAUAGAAGAUUGGAAAAACGUUGCCUGGUCUGAUGAGUCUCGAUUUCUGCUGCGACAUUCGGAUGGUAGGGUCAGAAUUUGGCGUCAACAACAUGAAAGCAUGGAUCCAUCCUGCCUUGUAUCAACGGUUCAGGCUGGUGGUGGUGGUGUCAUGGUGUGGGGAAAAUUUUUUUGCCACUCUUUGGGCCCCUUGGUACCAAUUGAGCAUCGUUGCAACGCCACAGCCUACCUGAGUAUUGUUGCUGACCAUUUCCAUCCCUUUAUGACCACAAUGUACCCAACUUCUGAUGGCUACUUUCAGCAGGAUAAUGCGCCAUGUCAUAAAGCUGGAAUCAUCUCAGACUGGUUUCUUGAACAUGACAAAGAGUUCACUGUACUCAAAUGGCCUCCACAGUCACCAGAUCUCAAUCCAAUAGAGCAUCUUUGGGAUGUGGUGGAACGGGAGAUUCGCAUCAUGGAUGUGCAGCCGACAAAUCUGCGGCAACUGUGUGAUGCCAUCAUGUCAAUAUGGACCAAGCUCUCUGAGGAAUGCUUCCAGCACCUUGUUGAAUCUAUGCCACGAAGAAUUGAGGCAGUUCUGAAGGCAAAAGGGGGUCCAACCCGUUACUAGCAUGGUGUACCUAAUAAAGUGGCCGGUGAGUGUAUAUUUCCACAUUGGUGUGACCCCUAAGACGUGGGAUGCAGGUUUUUUUUUUUUUACUGUGUGAGGACUACAGGACUCAAAGACCCCAGUCAUCACUGGGUCAAAAAGACCCCAGUCAGUACCCCAGUCAGUGUGACCCCUGAGACGUGGGAUGCAGGUUUAUUUUUUUAUUUAUUUUUAUUUUUAUUUUUUUUUUACUGUGUGAGGACUACAGGACCUUUCACUGGGUCAAAAAGACCCCAGUCAGUGCGGACUGGGACAGUGUGACCCUUGAGACAUGGGAUGUAGGUCUUAACUUGAGGACAACAGGAGGGUUAA